UUCCCAGCCUUGCCUCGGGUGUAGGGAUUGCAAGGAGAAAAGCAAAACUACACGGUCUAAACCCUGUGUAGUUUUGUUUUUGGGGAUCAUUUUGAGGUUCAACUGUUCUCACCUUGGAUAUUCUGCAAACUUACUGGAUAAGAGGAUUGUUGCUGAGACAGAAGCAUUCUGGGCACAGUCCCAUCAGUUACAGGCACCUUUGUAAUCCAAGGUGCCUACCACAAUGUCUACACAGGCGCCAACUUUUACACAGCCGCUUCAGAGCGUUGUUGCACUUGAGGGUAGUGCUGCAACGUUCGAAGCUCAAGUUAGUGGUAAUCCAGUUCCUGAGGUGAGCUGGUUUCGUGAUGGCCAGGUUCUUACUGCUGCCGCUCUGCCCGGCGCUCAGAUCUCGUUCAGCGAAGGCCGCGCUGUUCUGAGAAUCCCCGCCGUGACAGCCGCACACAGUGGAAGAUUUUCUGUCAGAGCCACCAAUGGCGCUGGACAAGCCACUAGCACCGCUGAACUUCUGGUUACAGCGGAAACUGCGCCACCGACAUUUAUUCAGAGACUACAAAGCAUGACCGUGAGACAAGGAAGCCAAGUGAGACUUGAUGUCCGUGUAACAGGAAUCCCUACACCUGUGGUGAAGUUCUACAGAGAGGGAGCUGAGAUUCAGAGCUCCGCCGACUUUCAGAUUGUUCAAGAUGGAGACCUUUACAGUCUGUUGAUUGCUGAAGCUUUCCCUGAAGACUCUGGAACCUACUCAGUUAGUGCCUCCAACAGCAGUGGACGUGCCACUUCAACAGCCGAACUGCUGGUUCAGGGUGAAGAGCUUGCAGUGCCUGCUAAGAAGACCAAGACAGCUGUUUCAACCUCUUUGAUGUCACAGACUCAAACCAGAGUGGAAAAAAAAAUGCAAGCCCACUUCGAGACUUCAGCCCUGACUGAGAUGCAAAUUGAGGGAGGUGUCGAGGCUCAGCUUUUGGCUCACAAAACACCUCCUCGAGUACCUGUAAAACUAACCUCCAUGUCCCCGACACCAGCCUCUGUGUCAAAGGUGUCAGUUACCCGCCACCAGUCACCCUCCCCUGUGAGACAUGUUAAGGGUCCCACUUCAACACCUGUGAGGCCUGUAUCCCCAACUUCAAGAAUGUCUGUGUCUCCGAUCAGACCAGUAAAGUCUCCAAUAACUACAUGCAAAUAUGUCUCUCAGGCUACUGAUGUGUUGCCUCCAUGGAAGCAGGAAGGCUAUGUAGCAGAGUCUAGCUACACUACUCUGGCUCAGGGGUCCACAUAUAUGCAGACCUCUUCCUCACAUGUCCAUAAGGAACAAUGGGAGGGCUCGUUUGCCAUGCAGCAACAGAUCAGUGGUGCUGUUGUUAGAGAGGCUGUGGAAGCUGCAAUGAUCCCUUUGCAUACAGAGGUGCAAAUGAUGCCACCAACAAUCGUGGCUGGCUUGAAGAACAUGACUGUUAUCGAGGGAGAAUCUGUGACUCUGGAGUGCCAGAUCUCAGGUCACCCCACACCAGGCAUCAUGUGGUUCAGAGAGGACUACAGGAUUGAGAGCUCCAUUGAUUUCCAGAUCACAUAUGAGCAAGGAUACGCUCGUUUAGUGAUCCGUGAAGCCUUUGCUGAAGAUAGUGGACGUUUUACUUGCACAGCUACCAACGAAGCUGGAACUAUCAACACCUCGUGCUACCUGCUUGUGCAAGUAUCUGAGGAAAUUGAGAGCAGGGAGGAUUUCACUGGUGUUUAUGAACAUGUUGAAAGUUCUGGGCAAGAAAGACUCAUUACAACUGAAGCCAGAGAAGAGACCAUGUCAGAAGUGAGCACUGUAUCUCAAUCAGUGGAAACUGGCACAGGUGGCGCUCCUUUCUUUCUGAAAAAGCCCACAGUGCAGAAACUGGUGGAAGGUGGAAGUGUUGUCUUUGAAUGCCAGAUCGGAGGCAGCCCAAAACCCCACAUCUACUGGAAAAAGAGUGGCAUUCCACUUACCACUGGAUACAGAUACAGAGUGGCAUACAAUAAAGAAACAGGUCAAUGCAAACUGGAAAUCUCCAUGACCUUCUCGGAUGAUGCUGGAGAGUACACAGUCCUUGCCAGGAACCAACUCGGAGAGGCAUCAGCUUCAGCCGUGCUGCUUGACGAAGAGGCAUAUGAAGCUUACAUAAAGGAACAUGAAGUGACUUAUAAAACUGAAAUGACUACAACAGUAAUACAGGAACCCAAAGUUGCAGAAAUGGCACCUGAAUUUACAAGUGAAAUUGAAAAAGAACAACUACUUAUCCAGAAGAGGAUGGCUCAGCGGGCACAAAUGAUGCAGUCUUUCACCUCUGAGCAGGAGUUUCAGUUAUCUGCUUUUGAGCAAAGGAUCAUCUAUGAAAUUGAGUUCCAUCUUCUUAAGAUAACCUACCAGCAGCUGGUAGCUGAAGAUGGGGAGCAGAUGGAUAUAAGCAUUUCUGAGCAUGAGAGCAUCUCGCCAGUCUUCAGCAUCCCUGUGAAGAAUUACAGUAUCAGGGAAGGAAUGAGUGCUACGAUGCACUUUAAAAUGACCGGAGCUCCACUUCCCAAGAUUGCAUGGUAUAAAGACGGCAAACGCAUAAGACAUGGAGACCAUUAUCAAGUGGAGGUUCUUAAAGAUGGCAGAGCCAGUCUACGUCUUCCAAUGGUGCUACCAGAGGACGAGGGCGUCUAUACUGCUUUGAUCAGCAACAUUAAGGGAAAUGCUGUCAGCUCUGGCAAGCUCUAUGUGGAACCAACUACUACACAGCAACGGUACCCUCAACCAGGGAUAGUUCAGAGAAUGAGGUCCACAUCACCACGUUCAACAAGUCGCUCUCCUGGACGCUCACCUGCCCGCAGGCUGGACGACACUGAUGAAGCCCAGCUGGAAAGACUUUAUAAGCCUGUAUUUGUCACAAAGCCAUCAUCCUUUAAGUGCUCUGAGGGACAAACUGCAAGAUUUGAUUUAAAGGUUGUUGGAAGACCCAUGCCUGAAACAUAUUGGUUCCAUAAUGGAAAACAAGUGGUGAAUGACUACACCCACAAAAUUGUGGUAAAGGAAGAUGGAACUCAGUCACUGAUUGUGGUUCCUGCUAUGCCUCAUGACUCUGGAGAGUGGACCGUUGUUGCUCAAAACCGAGCUGGCAAAACUUCAGUUUCAAUGACUCUUACUGUAGAAGCUAAAGAAAACUUGGUGAGACCACAGUUUCUUGAAAAACUGAAGAAUGUCAGUGUUAAAGAAGGCAGUUUGGUUGAGCUGGCUGUUAAAGCAAUUGGCGCCCCUAUUCCUGACAUUGUCUGGCUAAAGAACAGUGAUAUUAUCUCCCCACACAAGCACCCAAACAUCAAAAUUGAGGGUGGCAAGGGAGAGGCUUGUUUCAAGAUCGCUCAGAGUUGUGGCUCUGAUAGUGCAUGGUACACUGCCACAGCUAUCAACAAAGCUGGCCGGGAUACUACACGCUGCAAAAUCAAUGUUGAAGUGGAGGCAAUGGGACCUCAGCCGGAGAGAAGGCUUAUCAUUCCCAAGGGAACUUACAAGACUAAAGAAAUCGCUGCACCAGAGUUGGAGCCACUGCAUCUCCGCUAUGGUCAAGAACAGUGGGAAGAGGGUGAUCUUUAUGACAAGGAAAAACAGCAGAAGCCCCAGUUUAAAAAGAAAUUGACAUCUGUUAGACUUAAGCAGUUUGGCCCUGCACAUUUUGAAUGCAGACUCACCCCUAUUGGUGAUCCUACCAUGGUUGUUGAGUGGUUGCAUGACGGUAAGCCCCUGGCUGCUGCUAACAGGCUACGAAUGGUCAAUGAGUUUGGUUAUUGUAGUCUUGACUAUGAAGCUGCUUAUGCAAGAGACAGUGGUGUCAUCACUUGCAGAGCCACCAACAAAUUUGGUGUUGACCAGACCUCUGCCACCUUGAUUGUAAAAGAUGAGAAGGGCCUCGUUGAGGAAAGUCAGCUACCUGAGGGUAGGAGGGGACAGAGAAUAGAGGAAAUUGAGCGCAUUGCUCAUGAAGGAGGUCCUACUGGAGUAACUGGUGAUGACUUUACAGAGAAAACUAAGCCAGAGAUCGUCUUGCUUCCUGAGCCUAUCAGGGUACUGGAGGGGGAAACUGCAAAAUUCCGUUGUAGAGUGACUGGAUACCCAACCCCAAAAGUCAACUGGUACCUAAAUGGGCAGCUUAUUCGUAAGAGCAAAAGAUACAGACUACAGUAUGAUGGCAUUCAUUAUCUGGAGAUUGUGGAUAGCAAAUCGUAUGAUUCUGGUGAUGUCAAGGUUGUGGCAGAGAACCCAGAGGGCUCAGUUGAACAUGUUGUAAAGUUUGAGAUUAAGCAGAGGGAAGACUUUAGAACAGUUCUGCGUCGUGCCCCAGAGAUAAAACCUGUUGCACCUUCUCAAGAACAUGGCAGAGUGUCGUUUGAGGUUAUUAAACCUGAAAAAUUAUCAGAAGUUUCAAAAGAGGCCAAAGAGGUGGUGAAGCUGAGAAAAACUGAGAGGGUCGUCCAUGAGAAAUCAACAGAGGAAUCUGAAGAGCUUAAAAGCAAAUUUAAACGCAGGACCCAGGAAGGCUACUAUGAAGCAAUUACAGCAGUUGAACUUAAAUCCCGUAAGAAAGAUGAGUCCUAUGAAGACAUGCUUAGAAAAAGAAAAGAAGAACUCCUUCAUCAUACAAAAGAAAUUGCUGAAGCAGAGAAGAGAAGGGAAGAAGAAGAACGUAAACUUACCAUUCCCAAAAUCAAACCUGAAAAGAUUGUCCUUUCACCUAGUAUGGAGGCUCCAAAAAUUCUGGAACGCAUUACAAGCCAGACAGUUGCCCAAGGUGAAGAAGUACACUUCCGUUGCAGAGUUACUGGAAAACCAGAUCCAGAAUGCCAAUGGUUUAAGAAUGGAAUUUUACUGGAAAAAUCUGACCGCAUUUACUGGUACUGGCCUGAGGACCACGUUUGUGAACUGGUCAUUAGAGAUGUCUCCAGUGAAGAUUCAGCUAGCAUUAUGAUCAAAGCCAUGAACAUUGCAGGGGAGACCUCAAGCCAUGCAUUUUUACUUGUUCAGGCAAAGCAAGUUGUGUUCUUUAGUCAAUUACUAGAAGAUCAAAAUGCCAAAGAGAAGGACACCAUGGUCACUUUUGAAUGUGAGACCAAUGAGCCAUUUGUUAAGGUGAAAUGGCAAAAAAACAACGCAGAGAUUUUCUCUGGGGACAAGUACAGAAUGCACUCUGACAGAAAGGUACAUUUCCUGUCUGUACUUACUAUCAGCAUGAGUGAUGAGGCGGGAUACAGCUGUAUUGUUGCAGAUGAUGACCACAUUAAAACAACAGCAAAACUUCAUGUUGAAGGUGCACCACUUGAAAUUUUGAAGAACCUUGAAAGUACAGAAGUACCAGAGACUUAUUCUGGGGAGUUUGAGUGUGAAGUGUCUCGUGAGGAUGCUGAAGGCACCUGGUACUUUGAGAACAAAGAGCUCAGCCAGAGCCUCAAAUACGUUAUGUCCUCUCGUCGUGGUCGCCACACCUUAUGCGUGAAGGACGUGAAGAAAGAAGACCAGGGCAAAUACACUUUUAAAGUUGGCGAUCUAAAGACAAGUGCUUCCCUGAAGAUGAAAUUGCGCCCCGUUACACUGAUGCAAGGCCUUUCUGACAUAACAAUCUGUGAGGGUGAUAUUGCUCAACUGGAGGUGCGAUUCUCACAGGAAAAUGUGGAGGGAACUUGGAUGAAGGGUGGUCAGGCCAUAACUGCCACAGACAGAGUUCACAUUGUGAUUGACAAGCUGACACAUAAGCUGCUCAUCGAAGAUGCUAAUAAGGAUGAUGCUGGAGUGUACUCCUUCAUUGUUCCCAUCCAAGAUAUUUCCACAACUGGCAAACUUUUUGUUCAAACUAUUGACUUCCUGACACCAUUAAAGGAUAUCUCUUCAGUAGAGGGUACAAAGUCUGUCUUUGAGGCCAAAAUUACUGCUGCUGAUGUCAGCUCAGUAAAAUGGUAUCGUAACGACAAACAGGUGAUUCCCAGUGAGAGAGUCCAAAUGGUUGCAAAGGGAUCCAAACAACGUCUUGUAUUGAACAGGACCUUUGCUUCUGAUGAAGGACAGUAUAAGAUGGUUGUCGGUCGAGUUGAAUCAACCUGUUCACUGACAGUUCAAAAAAUCAGCAUUAUAAAGCACAUGGAAGACUGUGUUUGUACCGAGACACAGAAUGUCACUUUUGAAGUUGAGAUAUCACACCCUGGCAUUGAUGCUCUAUGGACUUUUAAGGGGCAACCUCUUAAAACUGGUCCCAAAUACAAGAUUGAGUCCAAGGGCACAAAGUAUAGCCUCACUGUCCUUAAUACAAUGAAGGAUGAGGAGGGAGAGUACAUUUUUGCUGCUGGAGAAAAGACAUCUAGUGCAAAACUUGUUGUUUCAGGUGGUGCUAUUAGCAGGCCACUGACUGAUUUAACAGUAGCAGAGUCCCAGACAGCUGUGCUCGAGUGUGAAGUCGCCAACCCCUCAACAGAGGGCACGUGGAUUCUGAACGGACAUCCUGUGAAUUUCAAUGACAAUGUCAGGACCGAACAGGAAGGUGCUGUACGGCGCCUGAUUAUUGAAAUCACCAGACCACAGGAUAUUGGAGAGUACACCUACCAGGUGGCAAAUUCCAAGACAUCUGCCAACUUAAAAGUUGAAGCUGUUAAGAUCAAAAAGACCAUGAAGAACCAAACUGUCACUGAGACUCAAGAGGCAGUGUUCAGUCUAGAACUCACUCAUUUAGAUGUAAAAGGAUCACAGUGGAUCAAAAACGGAGUGGAAAUUAUUCCAAGUGAGAAAUAUGAAAUCACAGUAGAUGGCAUGGUUCACACCCUGAAGAUCAAAGAUUGCACCACUCAUGAUGAAUCAGUGUACGGAUUUAAACUCGGAAAGCUCUCUGCUAAUUCACGACUGAAUGUUGAGGCUAUUAAAAUUGUGAAGAAGCCCAAGGACGUGACAUCACUGAUAAACGGCACUGCCUCUUUUGAGUUGAGCCUAUCACAUGACAAUAUUCCAGUUAAAUGGAUGUUCAAGAACCAGGAACUGACGUCAAGCUCAAAUAUUAAGAUCCUUUCUGAAAAGAAAGCCCACAAGCUGGUUAUUCAGAGUGUUGAAGAAAAUAUGGCAGGAGAAUACACUGCAGUUGUAGGACAUAUACAGUGUGGUGCACAUUUACAUGUGGAAUCCUUGAAGGUUACAAAGCCCAUGAAGAACAUUGAGAUCCCAGAGACCCAGGUGGCCACAUUCGAAUGUGAAGUUUCACAUUUUAAUAUUCCUUCCAUCUGGCUGAAGAAUGGAGUUGAGAUUGAGAUGAGCGAAAAGUUCGGAAUUGUGGUGCAGGGCAAGCUUCAUCAGCUAAAGAUCAUGAACACCAGCAGAGAUGAUGCAGCGGAGUACACAUUUGUGUGUGGAAACGACAGAGUCUCGGCUACACUGACUGUUAAUCCCAUUCAGAUCACCUCCAUGCUUAAAGAUCUCAAUGCUCAGGAGAAGGACACGAUUACAUUUGAAGUGACAGUAAAUUACGAGGGCAUCACCUACAAAUGGCUGAAGAACGGCAUCGAGAUUAGAUCCACUGAAAGAUGCCAGACUCGUUCUAAACAGUUCACACACACUCUCACCAUCCGCAACGUGCACUUCGGUGAUAGUGCAGAUUACAAGUUUGUGGCUGGAUCUGCUGAGACAUCAGCCAAGCUUUUUGUUGAGGCUCGUGUCAUUGAGUUUACAAAACACGUCAAGGACAUCAAGGUGACCGAGAAGAAAAAGGCCGUAUUUGAAUGUGAGAUCUCUGAGCCCAAUGUUCAAGUGACAUGGAUGAAAGAUGGACAGGAAUUUGAGUUGUCUGACAGGUUUAAAGCUACCACCGAAAAACACAUGCAGCGCUUAAUAAUCCAGAGUGUCCGCAUGUCUGAUGCUGGCGAGUACUCUGUGGUUGCUGGCUCCAGUGUUUCCAAGGCCCACCUCACAGUGGAGGGCAAGGACGUUCACAUCUCUGAGCCAGUAGCGAAGCAAAUCACUGUGGUUGAGAAGCAAAAAGCUACAUUUGAAUUUGAAGUCAGUGAGGAUGAAAUAGAAGGUCGCUGGCUGAAAAAUGGCACUGAAAUCCAAUUCUCUCUUGAGAAGCGUUUUAGCUAUGUGACUGUUAGAAAGGUGCAUCGCUUGAUGAUUGCUGAAACGUUUAAGAGUGAUGCUGGGGAAUACACCUUCAUUGCAGGGAAGAACAGCCGUUCAGUGACUCUACAGGUCAACAUCCCUGAGCCUCCUCAGAUUGCCAAGCACAUGGAGCCUUUGUCUGUUGAGGCUGGAAAACCUGCUUGCUUCUCAGUGGAAGUGACUGGCAUCCCUCAGCCACAGGUCUCCUGGUACAAGAACUCUCAGGCCUUAUCAGCUGGAUUCAAGUGCAAGUUUAUGAGAGAUGAAAACAAGUACAGUCUACUGCUCAUUGAGGUUUUCCCAGAAGAUGCAGCACAGUACACUUGUGAGGCGAAAAAUGACUAUGGACAGGCCACCAGCUCAGCUUCACUGAAUGUGGAAGUUUCAGAAGUGGUUUCUCCAGAUGUUGGUGUACCACUGUCCCCGCCAAUGCUGGAAUCUUCUAUUCAUGACAUACUUGUUGAAGAGGGAGAGUCUGCCAGAUUUCAGUGCCAUGUCUCUGGAGAGGAUCUGAACAUUACUUGGUACUGGAAAGAUAAGGAAAUUAAGCAGUCGGACAACUUCAGAACGUCACAGUACGAUGAUAGCUGCUAUCUGGAGAUUAUCAGAGCAUAUGCCGAGCAUGAGGGAGAAUACUCCUGUGUUGCUCGCAAUUCCGCUGGGACCGUCUCUUGUUCAGCGGUUUUGAAAGUCAAUGUACCCAAGGUGGAGGAAGAACCCGUACAUGUGGAAAAAGCCACAGCUCCACCUGUAAUCAAGAGGAAAAUCCAAGACCUGACAGCCAUAGUCGGUACCGCUGCAAAGUUCGAAUGUGAAGCUGAAGAUGCUCCCAAUAUGACCUUCAAAUGGUUCAAGUCUGGUUCUGAGAUCAAACAAAGUGAAAAGUACAGGAUCAUCAGCCACCAUACCUCGUCAUCUCUGGAGCUCCUAAAUUCAAACAGAGCUGACAGUGGAGAGUAUACCUGCCGUGUUUCCAACCAGCAUGGCUCUGACAGCUGCUCUGCUAACUUGAUCAUCACUGAACCUUCCGUCAGAAAAGAGUUACAAAUGCUGGAUAUAGAAAAGGGGCCCAGUCCUCUCUUUCCAUGUGAGGUUUUUGGUACUGCCCCAUUUGGAGUUACCUGGCUUAAUAGCAUAGCACCAGUUUUGGAUAAAAAACACAAACUUGUCUUUGAAAAUUCACUUGAACGUUUGGAGAUACAUUCAUUUGAAAGAUUGGGUGUUGAUGAAUACCCAUAUUUUUUAAAUAAAAUUGGACAGAUCCCUUCAAAAUCAGUUGCUGAGUUGGAAGAACGUCCAUGCUUUGUGAAGCAGUUGACGGACACGGUUUUCCCAAUUAGCAACAAACUGAAGCUUGAGUGCACUUUUACCGGAUCUCCAAAGAUGUUUGUAACAUGGUACAAAGAUGGAAAGCAGCUGUAUGCCUCAUAUAGAUAUAACACAAGAGUGACUGAUAACUCCUGUGUCCUGGAGUGCCUACAUGAGUGUAACAAAGACACUCCAGGAAAAUAUUCUUGUGAGGUCUCAAAUCCCUUUGGAACUGAAAUCUGUCAUGCCAAUGUGACAACAGUGGCAGAACGUAAAAUCCCACCAACGUUUACUAAAAGGUUCCCAGAGCAAGUUACUGACACUGAGGGCAAAUCACUGAAGCUGGAGGGUCGUGUGUCAGGAACACAGCCGCUGUCCGUCAGCUGGUACAAAGACAACCAAGAAAUGAUCAGUUCUGAGAAUUCGGAAAUUACCUUUAAGAGCAACGUGGCUCUGCUAUGUAUUAAGAACUCCCGAAUCUCAGACAGUGGCACAUAUACCUGCACUGCCUCUAAUGAAGCUGGUACUGCUUCUUGUGAGGUGGUUGUUAGCAUUCAAGGACAACACAUGCCACCAACAUUUGAUGUGCCCCUCAAGCCUGUGGCACUGAAUGACGGUCAGAGACUUAGCCUUAGUUGCCAUAUCAGCGGUUCUCCACCACUGUCAGUUCAAUGGAUGAAAGACAGAAAAGAAGUGGUGGCCUCUGCCAGCUGCAAGAUGUCAUUUGUGGAUGGCACUGCCACACUGACAGUUGACCAGACAUCGAAAGCUGAUGCUGGAGAUUAUCUAUGCAAUGCCACCAACAAUGCUGGUAGUGAUUUCUCCAAGGUCAAGGUCACAAUUAAAGAAAAAGCAGGAGCUGCUCCUGCACCAGCUCAAGCAGAACCUGUAGCAACCCAGCCAGCUAAAAAACUGGACAACUUGUUCUUCAUUGAACAGCCCAAGAGUGUUCGCAUCUCAGAGAAGGGCACUGCGACCUUCAUCGCUAAGGUUGGUGGUGAUCCCAUUCCCAGUGUAAAAUGGAUGAAGGGCAAGUGGAGGCAGAUGAAUCAUGGUGGACGAAUCACUAUUGUGCAGAAGGGUCAAGACGCCAAAAUGGAGAUCAAAGACACAACCAAAUCCGACUCUGGCCAAUACAGAUGUGUCGCAUCUAACAAACACGGAGAAAUCGAAUGCAGCACUGAGCUGAAUGUUGAGGAGAAGAAAGAGAUUACACCUGAAACUGUAACACUGAAGAAGACCCCAUCUAAACAGCAAAGCCCUAAAGAGGAAGCAGAGAUUGACAUUGUUGAGCUGCUCCGAAAUGUAGAUCCGAAAGAAUAUGAGAAGUAUGCUCGCAUGUACGGCAUCACAGACUACCGUGGUCUUCUUCAGGCUAUUGAGCAGCUGAAGAGGGAGAAGGGUGAAGCAAGUGAAAGACCGGAACAUGAACGUAGCAGAGAAUCUGAUGAAGAUCUGGCUAAGCUUGUGGCCGAUUUGCAAAGAAGAAUGGAACAAACUGAACCCGUUGCGGUGGUUAGUGACAUCAAAAAUCAAACUGUCCAAGUAAAUAAUGAGGCAGUGUUUGAGUGUUAUAUUCAGAUAAACUACCCAGAAAUCACACUGUCCUGGUACAAAGACACACAGAAGCUUGAGAACAGCAGCAAAUAUGAGAUUAAAGUGGAGGGCGAACACCACUCGCUGAAGAUUAAGAACGUCCAGACGAGCGACCAGGGAAAUUACCGUGUUGUUUGUGGCCCACACAUCUCCAGCGCCACAUUGUUCGUUGCAGCUGAUCAAAUUCAGUUCACUAAGUGCAUUCAGAACAUUGUGGUCAAAGAACGACAGACUGCAACCUUUGAGUGUGAGCUCUCCUUUGACAAUGCAGUCGUCACAUGGUAUAAAAACUCUUGGGAGCUUAAGGAGAGUCCAAAAUAUACCUUCAGAAGUGAAGGACGACGUCAUUUUAUGAUCAUUCGUAACGUCAACUCUGAGGAUGAAGGCGUAUACUCAGUGAUUGCACGACUGGAGCCCAUCGGCGAAGCUAAGAGUACAGCUGAGCUUUAUCUGUCAGGCAAAGAAAUUGAUGUAGGAACAAUUUCUUAUGAUAUUUCUGCCACACCAAUACAAGUGCCAGAGACUCCAUCCAUUAUUAGCUUUAAAGAAGAGAAAGAAGAAUAUCAUUAUGAAGAAAAGACUGAAGUAUCAGCGUAUCAGAGUUGGAAAGUCCAAGAGACACGAGUAACUCAUGAAUUCUCAUCAACUCAAGAACCAAAGAAGCCUGUAGAAGAAGUUGUUCCCAAAUAUGUAGUGGAAAAGACAGAAGAGAAGCCUCAAACAGUACUCGAGGUUUCCAUAAAACCAGAGGAGAAACCUGAAACUUUUGUACAGAAAACAUCAGUGCCUGCUAAAGAACCGGAAGUGCAGAAGAUCGUUGAGGAAAAGGUUUCUCCAGUAAAGGUGGCCGAGCCAAAAGAACAGCCUAAACCUAAAGAUGUCCCAACACCUUCAGUUCCUGAGGUGCACAAGCCAAAAGCUCAGGUAACAUCUGAGCCUAAAGAGGUACCAGUUGCUGUACCCCAGCCAGAGCCUAAACCUGAGCCCAAACCAGAGGCCAAACCUGAAAUAAAGACUCAACCAAAAGCUACACCAAGGCCAGAGCAAAGUGCAGAGCUGAAGCCUGAACCUAAGUCAGAACCUAAGCUUUCUGUUACAACAAAACCCGAGCCCACACCAAUCAAAGAACCAGAAGCUCCAAAGAAGCCAGAAGCUGCUCCACAAGUUAGCAAACAUGAAGAGGUUACACCUCAAAAACCAGCCAUGACUCCAUCAAAAGCUCCUGAAAAGAUGAAAACAACAGAACCAGCUAAAUUAGAAAUGGGGGCACCAGUAGUUGCCCCCGAACCUCCGAAGGUGACAAAACCUAAGCAGGAAUUGCCAGCAGCACUGAAGGCUGAACCAGCUAGACAACAGGAGCCUACAAGAAAACCAGAGGCUGUGCCUGUUUUGUCUGAAAUGCCCAAGCCAGAGCUUAAACCAGCCUCCAAGGAGCUGGCUGAAGUACAAUUGGUUAAAAAGGCCACACCGGUGCCUGCUGAGGUUCCAAAAACAGAACCAAGUAGAAAGCCAGAGUUAAAGCCUGCUGUUGCUCCCACAGUAGCUCCAAAAGUAGAAACAAUUACAAAAGCGGAGCUAAUGCCCAGUCCCCAAGGGCAAGAAAUGACAAAGCCUGAACCCAUUCAGCAGAAAGAACCAACAACUACUCAAAGGAAGACUCCUCCAAAGAAAGUGGUUGAACUUAAAUCUGAAGAUGUGUCACCUGAGAUACCAAUUGUGGCUAAACCUCAAAAGGAAGUGGAAAUGGCUCCAACGAGAGUCUUUGCAGCUUCAACAAAGGUCGAACAAAUUCAACAUUCAGUGAAAUUAUCUGAGAAAGUUGAGGAGAUUUUAUUGGUUGAGGAACAUAUUUCAAGAGAAACAAUUUCACAUGAGAUUGAAAAUAUCACUUCAAUGAAAGUGACUGAAACCAAACCUGAGAUUAAAGUUCCAUCUGAGAAAGAACUAGUGAGAAAACCUCAAACAGAGAUGGAGGCUGCUCCUCCCAGAGUCUUAAUGACUUCUAAGGAAGUUGGGCCAACUCAACAUAAAGUGGAAGUGAUUAAGAAAAAAGAGGAAAUUUCUGUGAUAGAGGAAAAAGUGCAUAUAAGCGAGGGCCCAUAUCAGCCUGAGGACAGUUCUUUAAAAGUGUCUAAAGUUCAAACACAAGAAAAGCUACCUGACAAAAAACCUGCAGCUAAACCUCCAAAAGAGGUGGAAAAGGCUCCAACUAAAGUCUUAUCAGCUCAUGAGAGAACUGAGCAAACUCAACAUACAGUGGAACUGUCUAAGAAAAAAGAGGUGAUUUCUGUGAAAAAAGAAAUAGUCCAUAAAACUGCAGACAUUGUCAGUAAGCCUGAAGACGGUUUGUUAAAAAACACUGAGGUUGAAACCCAAGAAAUGCUACCAGUUAAAAAACCUGCAGCUGAACCCCAAAAGGAGGUGAAAGUAACUCCCACCAAAGACGUAUCAGCUCCUAAAGGAGUUGGACAAACUCAACAUACAGUGGAACAAUCUAAGAAAAAAGAUGAGAUUUUAAUGAAAAAAGAAAUUGUGCAUAAAACUGAGGACAUCACCUAUCAUGCUGAAGACAGUUCAGUGAGAGUGUCCGAAGUUAAAACACAAGAAAAGAAAUCUACAGCUCAACCUCAAAAGAAGGUGGAAAUGACUCCCACCAAAGUUUUAUCAACGUCUAAAGAAGUUGAGAAAAUUGAAGUUACAGUGGAACAAUCUAAGAAAAAAGAUGAGAUUUUAAUUAAAAAAGAAAUUGUGCAUAAAACUGAGGACAUCACCUAUCAAGCUGAAGUAAAAGUGCCUAAAGUUAAAACGCAAGAAAAACUACCUGAGAAGAAAUCUACAGCUGAACCUCAAAAGAAGGUGGAAAUGACUCCCACCAAAGUCUUAUCGGCGCCUAAGGAAGUUGAGCAAAUUGAUGUUACAGUGGAAAAAUCUAAGAAAAAAGAUGAGAUUUUAAUUAAAAAAGAAAUUGUGCAUAAAACUGAGGACAUCACCUAUCAAGCUGAAGUGAAAGUGCCUAAAGUUAAAACACAAGAAAAACUACCUGAGAAAAAAUCUACAGCUGAACCUCAAAAGAAGGUGGAAAUGACUCCCACCAAAGAGCCAACUGUGGAGAAGAAGCCAACACCUGAGGCACCAAAACCAGAGAAACAGAAAGUCUCCCCACCUAAAGAACCAACUGUGGACGUCAAGCCUACACCUGAAGCAACAAAGCCAACAGUGGCGCCACUUGAGCAAAAAGUCCUACCAACUAGAGAACCAACUGUGGAAAAAGCUACACCUGAGGCACCAAAGCCAACAGUUGCAGCACCGGAACAGAAAGUUUCUCCUCCUCAAGAACCACGUGUUGAAAAGAAACCAGUAAAAGAGCCAACAGUGGCACCACUUAAACAGAAAGUAUCUCCUCCACAAGAGCCAGCUGUGGAGAAGAAGCCAACACCUGUAGCACCAAAGCCUACAGGGGCGCCCACUGAACAAAAAGUAUCUCCUCCUCUAGAGCCAACUGUGGUAAAGAAACCUUCACCCAAGGAACCACUGCCAGAAGCAGCACCAAUUAAGCAAACCGUCUCUCCCCCUCAGGAUAAAGGUCCUGUUGAAACCCCUGGACCAGUCCAGAAAGAACCACCUAGCAGCAAACAAGCAUAUCUUAAACACACUGAGGAAAAGAAACAUGAUACUUUAAUCUUAGAGAAAGAAACCACAAGAGUCAAAGACCAAGACAGACAGCUUGAGGAAUCCUGGAUAAAAAAGAUUCAACAUGAGGAAAAAUCUUCAAAAGAAGAAUCUACAUUUAAGACAGUUGAAAAGGUUGAAUCCCUUGAGGAGAAAACAUACUCAGUUUCUGUUACUGAGGUUACAGCUACGAGUAGCUAUGAAAUAAAAGAUGUUCAAGAAGAGAAGAAGCUUAAAGAGAAAAAAGAUACUAAAGCUCUAGAUAAAGAUAAAAAGGCAGAGUUCAACAAGAUGCAAAAGGCAGAAAAACCUAAAACUCCUAGCAAAACUAUCAAAAAAGUGUCUAGUAUACCAUCAACAGAGAAGAAACAGGAAACUGUACAGCUAAAACCUACUGAGAAACCUGAGGAAGCUGUUGUUAUAAAGAAAAAAGUAACUACACCCAAAAAAGCUGAUGAAGCUUUGUUGCCUAAAUCUGGGGUUCAAACAGUCACCAGUGUUCCAGUAGAGAUUCAAGAGGUAGAAACAAAGCACAAACCUAAGGUUGAUCUGACUGCAGAAACAGCUCCUAAGGAACCAGAGAAGAAGACAUCAGUGGUGGAUAAAAGGCCAGACAAAGAGCUUGACAAAGCCAAAACUGAAAGAGAGAAAAAAGUAGUAGAGAAAAAAGAAGAAAUAUUAGUUAAACCUGUUAAACUUGUCAAAAAGGAACCGGAUGUGAAGAAAUCACUGUCGCCAAAGACUGAACCUAUUCCUGUGCAGAAAAAGCCAAGUACAACCGUUCCCAAAAAGGUUUCUCCUAAAGAGUCAAUCGAGUCUGUUACUCUGAAAAAGAUUCCAAAGAAAAUCUCCCCCCAAGAGGAGAAGUCAAAAGCAAAGCUACCAUUAACAAAGGAAUUGUCCCCAGGAGCAGUGAAGCUAGACAAAAUUCCCACUCACCAUGAAGAGGUAGUAGCUGAGAAAGAACCUGUGGCCCAGGAAGAAGAAGAAGAAACAUUGGGUUGGGAGCUUCCUUCUGAAGAAUAUGGAGCAGAGGAGACUGAUGCCUCCUUGGAGGAUGGAGCCAUUGAAACUCCAGGAGGCGUAGGUGACAAGAGAGACGGAAAACCAAAGGAAGAAGCAGCUGGAGGAGGUAGAGGCAGAGGCCUACGACCAAGGCAAACCCCAUCUCCUGGCGAUGCUGGACGUGGAAGAGGAUUGAAACCUGGUGGUGGAGGUGACAAGCCUCCAGGAGACUCACCAUUUGCUUUCCAGCUUAAGGCUGUGCCUCUGAAGUUUGUCAAAGAGCUCAAGGACAUCGUGUUGCAGGAGGCUGAAUCUAUCGGUUCCUCCGCUGUAUUUGAGUGCCAGAUCUCACCCUCUACUGCUAUAACUACAUGGAUGAUAGAUGGAAGUAACCUAAGAGAGAGUCCAAAGCACAAGUUUACAUCUGAUGGAAAGGACCGUAAACUGGCCAUCAUUGAUGUCCAGCUGUCUGACACCGGAGAGUACACAUGUGUUGCCAAGCUUGGAAAUAAAGAGAAGACGUCAACUGCAAAACUGAUUGUUGAAGAGUUGCCUGUUAAAUUCACCAAGACCCUAGAGGAAGAGGUGUCCGUCCUCAAAGGUCAGCCCAUGUAUCUGACUUGUGAGUUAAGCAAAGACAGAGAUGUAGUCUGGAAAAAGAAUGGCACUGAGCUCAAAGCAGUCGCUGGCAAGAUCGCCAUUAAUAUCAUCGGACUGCAGCGUUCUGUGACAAUCCAAGACGCAAAUGAUGACGACACUGGAGUUUAUACAUGCGAGUGUGAACAUCUGAAAACUGAAACAAAUGUGAAGGUCAUCGAAAUCAUCAGAGACUGGUUGACAAAACCACUGAGAGACCAGCAUGUGAAACCAAAGGCCACUGCUGCAUUCAAGUGUGAGCUCUUUAAGGACACUCCAAACUGGAAGUGGUACAAGGGCGAAGAGGAGAUUCCAAAUGAACCCACGGAUAAAACUGAAAUCAAAAAAGUUGGAAAAGAUAUGGUUCUUACUAUCAAAAAUGCUCAACCAGAUGAUGUUAGUGAAUAUAUUUUGGAAGUUGAGGGCAAACGAUACUCGGCAAAACUAACACUUGGAGAACGUGAGGCUGAGAUCCUGAAACCUCUUGCUAGUGUGGAAGUGGUCGAAAAGGAGGAGGCCAACUUUGAAACUGAAAUUUCUGAGGAUGAUGUGCCCGGAGAAUGGAAACUUAGGGGACAAGUUCUUACAAGAUCACCAACUUGUGAUAUCAGAGCCGAAGGCGGAAAGCGUUUCCUGACUUUGAAAAACGUUCAGCUUGAUCAGGCUGGUGAAGUUACAUAUCAAGCUCUGAAUGCUGUCACAAGCGCAAUGCUAACAGUGAAAGAACUGGAAAUGGACUUCACUGUUCCGUUGAAGGAUGUUUCUGUGCCUGAAAAGAAACAGGCCAAAUUUGAGUGUGCCAUCAAUAAGGAUGUGCCUAAAGUCAUGUGGUUGAAGGGUUCUGAUAUUAUUACAUCUGGAAAUAAAUAUGAAAUAAUUGAUGAUGGGAAAAAGCACAUUUUGAUAAUAAAUAAUUGUGAAUUUGAUGAUGAAGGAGAAUUUACUAUUGAAGUGUUGGGCAAAACAUCAACAGCUAAACUGACGGUAGAGGGUAUGAGGCUGAACUUCAUCACAGAAUUGAAGGAUCAGACUGUGAAGGAAACUAAAACUGCUCAUUUUGAGAUUGAGCUCAGUCAUGAGAACGUCCCAGUGCUUUGGUACAAAAAUGAAAUUAAACUGCAUCAAAGCAGAACAGUGAUUAUCCAUUUUGAAGGAACAAAGCAUAUGUUAGAAAUGAAGGAAGUCACUCUAGAUGAUACCUGCCAAAUAAGGGCAGAGGCAAAAGGAAUAUCAACCAAGGCUAAUCUUCUGGUUAUAGAGGGUGACGCAUGCUUCAUCGUCAAGUUGCAAGACUACACUGCUGUUGAGAAAGACGAGGUCACUCUUGACUGUGAACUAAGCAAAGACGUACCUGUCAAGUGGUUCCACAAUGAGAUUGAAAUAAAGGCCUCAAAGAUUGUUUCCAUGAGGACAGAGGCUAAAAGAAGGAUUCUUCACAUUAAGAAAGUGGAGCAAAAAGACAAGGGAGUGUACGUAUGUGACUGUGGAACAGACAAGACAUCAGCCAAUGUUACAAUUGAAGCCCGUGACAUCAAGGUGGUCCGACCUAUGUAUGGUGUCGAAGUGUUUGAUGGAGAGACUGCACGCUUUGAAGUGGAAAUCUCUGAGGACGAUGUCCAUGGACAGUGGAAACUGAAGGAUGAGAUCCUCACGCCGUCAGCUGAUGUUGAGAUCAUUGAGGAAGGUUCAAAGCACACCUUGACACUGUACAACUGCAAAGUUGCCCAGACCGGAGAGGUGGUUUUCCAGGGAGCAAAUGCCAAGUGUGCUGCAAAUCUGAAAGUAAAAGAACUGCCCAUUACUUUCCUGACUUCUUUGAGUGAUGUACAAGUCUAUGAGAAAGAUGAUGCAAGAUUUGAGUGCGAACUGUCCAGGGAAGCAAAGAGCUUCAGAUGGCUGAAGGGUUCUCAAGAGCUGAAGGCUGAUGAUAAGUUUGAAAUUCUGACAGAAGCAAAACGGUACAUUCUUGUAAUCAAAUCUGCAGCCUAUGAUGAUGAAGCUAAAUACAUGUUCGAGGCAGAGGACAAGAGAACCGCUGGCAAACUGGUCAUCCAAGGUAUUCGCCUUGAGUUUGUCAGACCCAUCAAGGACGUUACUGUAAAGGAGCGUGAAACAGCAGAAUUCAGCAUCGAACUCUCUCAUGAAAAAAUCCAAGUCACAUGGUACAAAAAUGACGUGCGCCUGCACCCAAGCAAAGUGGUUCACAUGUCAGAACAGGGCAAGAUCCACACGCUGUCCUUCAAAGAGGUGUCUAUCGAUGAUACUUCUCUAAUCAAAGUAGAGGCUCUCGGAAAGACCUCUGAGGCUAUGCUAACUGUGUUAGAGGGCGAGGCUUACUUUACCACCAAGCUACAGGACUACACAGCGGUGGAGAAGGAUGAAGUGGUGCUGAUGUGUGAACUGAGCAAACCUUCAGCUGAGGUGAAAUGGUUUAAAGACGGCACAGAGAUUAUUCCCUCCAAAAAUAUUCUCAUCAAGGCUGACGGAAGGAAGCGCAUUCUGAUUGUGAAGAAGGCCGAGAAGGGCAACAUUGGUGAAUAUGUCUGUGACUGUGGCUCUGACAAAAGUGCCGCAAAGCUGAACAUUGAAGCGCGUGACAUUAAGGUCACUCGUCCACUGUACAGUAUGGAGGUUACAGAGACAGAGACUGCUCGCUUUGAGAUUGAGAUCUCAGAGGAUGACGUCCAUGGGCACUGGAAACUCAAAGGAGAGGCUCUGCAUCAGUCUCCUGACUGUGAAAUUAAAGAAGAAGGAAAUAAGCACAUACUGAUUCUUUACAAUGUACGAAUUGACAUGGCCGGUGCUGUGGACUUCAGUGCUGCAAAUGCUAAAUCUAGCGCUCAGCUCAGAAUUAAAGCACGCACGAUUGGCCUGUUGCGACCUCUUCGGGAUGUCACAGUUACUGCUGGGGAGACUGCAACCUUCGAGUGUGAGCUUUCAUAUGAAGGUAUCCCUGUUGAAUGGUUCGUUGGAACAACGAAGGUGGAACCAAGUGACAAUGUGGUAACAAGAGCAGAAGGCAGACUGCAUAGCUUGACUCUGAGGAACGUCGAGAUAACACAUGCUGGAUUUGUGAAGCUUACUGCAAAGGACUUCCAGACCCAGGCCUCACUUACUGUGAAUGAGCCACCGGUUGAGUUCACCAAACCACUGGAAGAUCAGACUGUUGAGGAGGAGGCCACUGCUAUUCUGGAGUGUGAACUUUCCAGAGAGAAAGCUGACGUCAAGUGGUGUAGAGAUGGAAAAGAAAUCCAUAAAACAAAGAAGUACGAGAUGGUGGCUGAUGGCCGUAAGAGGAAGCUGAUCAUCAAAGACUGCACCCUCGAUGACUCCAAGACAUAUACCUGUGAUGCCAAAGAAUUUAAGACUUCUGCCUUCUUGAAUGUUGAACCACCACAUGUUGAGUUUUCUAAGCCUCUUCAUGAUGUUGAGGUUAGGGAGAAAGAGACCGCCAAGUUUGAAUGUGAAGUAUCACGUGAAAGUGCCAAGGUCCGCUGGUACAAAGACGGCAUUGAGAUUAGAAAGGGCAAAAAGUAUGAGAUUAUUGCCAAGGGUGUGCAGCGUAUUCUCAUUAUUAGCAAGGCAGUCUUUGAUGAUGAAGCUGAAUAUGAAUGCGAUGCAAGAACCUCUAAAUCAUCUGGCAUGCUUACAGUUGUUGAGGAGGAGGCAAGAUUCACAAAGAACCUGUCCAACGUUGAAGGCACAGAGACUGACAGUAUUAAGCUGAUCUGUGAGGUCUCCAAGUCCAGUGUAGAUGUUACAUGGUAUAAGGGUGACGAGGAACUGCCUGAGGGAGGCAGAUAUGAACAUAUCGCAGACGGCAGAAAGAGAAUUUUGUUCAUCCAGGAUCUUCGCAUGGAUGAUGCAGGAGAGUACAAUUGUAGGCUUCCCAAUUCAAAGACAUCAGCAACACUGAAGAUUAAUGAACUGGCAGCUGAGUUUAUUUCCAAACCUCAAGGCCAGGAAGCAGUUGAGGGUGAAAAGGCAGAAUUUGUGUGCUCAGUAUCCAAAGACAACUAUGAAGUUAAAUGGUUUAGGGGUGACAAGGAGCUUCAAACUGAUGACAAGUAUGACAUUGUUAGUGAAGGAAAGAGAAGAGUUCUCAUCAUUAAAAACUGCGAGUUGAAAGAUGAAGGAGCCAUCACUGCCUGCAUUGGUUCUGUUAAGGCUUCUGCGGACUUGCAUGUGAUUGAAAAACUGAGGAUCAUCACUCCCUUGAAAGACACCCAAAUGAAGGAAGGACAAGAAUUAGUUCUUAAUUGUGAGGUUAAUUCAGAGGGCGCUAAGGCCAAGUGGCUGAAGGACAAUGAGACAAUGUUUGAAAGCAGCAAGUUCAUAAUGGUCCAAAGAGACACUAUUUUCUCUCUGAGGAUUAAAGCUGCAGAGAAAUCUGAUGAGGGCACUUACACCGUUACACUUACUAACCAGCGUGGUGAACAGGCCACAUGCUCUGCAAAAGUCGGUGUAAUAGAGGAAGAGCUUCGUAUCAUAGAACCUCUUGAAGACUGUGAAACUGAGGAGAAAAAGACAAUAAGCUUUAGUUGCAAAGUCAACAGACCGAGUGUGACUGUUCAAUGGAUGAAGGCAGGUCAGGAGAUCACCUUCAGCAAGCGUGUUGUUUACCGUGUGGACAAGAACAAGCACACAUUGAUCAUCAAAGACUGCACCAUGGAUGAUGAGGGUGAAUACACAGUCACUGCUGGUGCUGAUAAGUCCUCAGCUGAACUGAUCAUCAGUGAGGCACCAACUGACUUUACCGCUCAACUCAGAGACCAGACUGUUACUGAAUUUGAGGAUGCAGAGUUUACUUGCAAGGUGUCAAAGGAGAGAGCCAGCGUUAAAUGGUACAAGAAUGGUCGUGAGAUCAGAGAAGGACCCAGGUACCACAUGGAAAAAGACGUAAAGAACUGCACUCUCUACAUCAAGGAAUGCCGACCUGAUGAUGAAUGUGAAUAUGCCUGUGGAGUGGAUGACAAAAGAUCCAGGGCUCGUCUCUUUGUUGAAGAGACACCGGUGGAAAUUGUCACACCUCCUAAAGAUGUAUUUGAGGCCCCAGGUUCAGAUAUUGUAUUUGAGGUUGAACUUAACAAAGACAGAGUUGAAAUCAAGUGGAUGAGAAACAACAUGAUCAUCGUGCAAGGUGACAAAUACCAGAUGAUCAGUGAGGGAAAAAUUCACAGACUGCAGGUUUGUGAGAUCAGGCCUCGGGAUCAAGGGGAGUACAGAGUCGUUGCCAAGGAUAAGGAUGCCAGAGCCAAGCUCGAGUUAGCCGCUGUUCCCAAGAUCAAAACUACAGACCAGAACCUUGUAACAGAUGCUGGAAAACCCUUCAUGAUGACAGUCCCCUAUGAUGCUUACCCUCGUGCAGAUGCCGAAUGGUUCUUUAAUGACAUCAGCCUACCAAUGCAAAACAUUGACACAUCCACUGACAAGACAGAUUUCAGGUUAAAAGACCCUAAGAAGUCAGAUCAGGGACGUUAUAAGAUAGUAAUCAAGAACAAGCAUGGACAAGGGGAGGCUAUCAUCAAUUUGGAUGUUAUUGAUGUUCCUGGACCUGUGAAGAAUCUGAGAGUUGUUGACACUGCUGAUGGUGAGGUCAGUCUAGCCUGGGAUGAACCUGAGACAGAUGGCGGCAGCAAGAUUUUGGCCUACGUGGUUGAAAGACGUGAUGUUAAGCGCAAGUCCUGGACAGUGGCAACUGACCGUGCUGACAGCACAGAGUACUGUGUUGGGGGAUUGCAGAAGGACAACAUGUACUUCUUCCGUGUGUAUGCUCGCAAUAGAGUUGGCAAUGGAGAGCCUGUCACUACUGACGAAGCUGUUCAAGCCAAGAAUAAAUUUGAUGUUCCUGAUGCACCACAGAACGUCAUGGUUGGAAUUGUCAACCGUUUUGGUGCUACUGUAACCUGGCAACCACCUCUAUUCGAUGGAGGAUCUGAGAUUACGUCCUAUAUCAUUGAGCUCCGUGACAGGACAUCUGUAAAAUGGGAACCUGCCCAGGUGGUCCGGGCUGAGGAUCGCACAGCCACACUCAACGAUGUUGUUGAGAAUAAGGAAUAUAUCUUCCGUGUUAGAGCUGAGAACAAAGCUGGAAUAGGUUUGCCAAGUGCUGCCACUGAUCCAGUGAAGAUAAUGGACCCCAUUGAGAGGCCAAGCCCACCCUUGAACUUCAACUACGCAAAUCAGAAAAGUGAUUCCGUUCAGCUGUCAUGGGAUACUCCACUUAGCAAUGGAGGCAGCAUGAUAACAGGAUACAUUAUUGAGAAAUGUGAAGAUGGCUCCGACCACUGGCUAAGAUGCAAUGCCAGGCUCUGCCCAGACCUUUAUUACAGGGUAUCUGGUUUGAAGUUUGGUCAGAAGUAUCACUACAGAGUAUCUGCAGAGAAUGCAGCUGGAGUUUCUGAUCCAGCCGAACAGAUUGGACCACUGUUAGCAGAUGACCCACAUGUUGGUCCCUUAAUGGAUCUGAGUGGAUUUAAAAAUGGUUUGGAAGUCUUUGUGCCCAAUGCUCUCACUAUUCGUGUCCCCGUUACUGGAUACCCAACACCAAAAGCCAAGUGGAUGUUUGGGGAUAAGGAGCUCACUGCAGGAGAUCGUGUCUCUAUGGUCACAAAGCCUACAUACACUGAACUGGUCAUUACCCCAAGUGUUCGUCCAGAUAAGGGUACAUACAUUCUGACCCUGGAGAAUGAUGUGACUUCAGUCUCUGGAGAGAUUGAGGUUAACGUUAUUGCAUCUCCAAGUGCACCCAAAGACUUCAAAGUUGUAGAGGUGACAAGACACCAUGUACACCUAACAUGGGAGGCUCCAGAACAUGAUGGAGGAAGCCCUGUUACAGGCUAUAAUAUUGAGAAGAGAGAGGUUUCUCGCAAGACAUGGGUUAAGAUUAUAUCAGGCGUGCAGGACCUUGAGCACACUGUCACAGAUGUGAUUGAGGGCAAGGAGUAUUUGUUUAGUGUAACAGCUUGCAACAAAUGUGGUCCCGGAGAACCUGCAUACAUUGAAGAACCAGUGAAUGUCUCCUCUCCAGCCACCGUGCCAGACCCACCAGAGAAUCUGAAAUGGAGAGACAAAUCUGCAAAGGGUAUCUUCCUGUUCUGGGAGCCCUCACCAUAUGAUGGUGGUGCACCUAUCAAGGGCUAUAUUGUUGAUAAAUGCCAGCGUGGAAGUGACAAAUGGGAAGCCUGUGGAGAGCCAAUGCCUGAACUAAAGUUUCAGGUAACUGGCCUCAUUGAGGGACAGUGGUAUGCCUAUCGUGUGAGGGCAGUGAACAGACUUGGAGCUAGCAGACCUUGUAAAGCCACAGAUGAGAUACUUGCUGUUGAUCCCAAAGAACCUCCAAUUAUUCAGUUGGAUGCCAAACUCCUGGCUGGCCUGACAGCUAAAGCUGGUACUAAGAUUGACCUUCCAGCAGAUGUUCUUGGAAAACCAGACCCAAGAGUCAAAUGGACAAAGGCCGACCUUAUCCUUAAGCAAGAUGACAGAAUCACUAUUGAUACAAAGCCUGGUCACUCUACUGUCUCGAUUGCUAAGACAACCAGAGCAGACACAGCCACCUACAUUAUUGAGGCAGUAAACACUUGCGGUCGUGCCACUGCAACUGUUGAUGUCAACAUUCUUGAUAAGCCUGGCCCCCCGGCUGCAUUUGAUAUUUCUGAUAUCACCAAUGAGUCCUGUUGUCUGGCUUGGAAUGCCCCCAGAGAUGAUGGUGGCUCUCCUGUCACCAACUACAUUGUGGAAAUGAGACCCAUUGAAAAAGAAGAAUGGCAGAAGCUUUCCGCCACAGUCAAGCAAACCACUUUCAAGGCCUGCAAACUGGUGCCUAUGAAGGAGUAUGUCUUCCGGGUAUCCGCUGAGAACCAGUAUGGCAUUGGUACUCCUGUGGAACAUGUACCAAUUAUUGCCAAAUAUUCCUUCGAGCCUCCUGGUGCUCCAAGUAGGGUACAGCCAUCUGAUAUUGCCAAGGAUGCUGUAACUUUUACCUGGUUUGAGCCUGAUGAGGAUGGUGGAAGCCCCAUUACUGGUUAUUGGGUGGAAAGGUUUGAUCCAGAAAGUGAUAAAUGGAUCAAAUGCAACAAGCUCCCAAUUAAGGACACCACCCUGAGAGUGAAAGGUUUGCCUACAAAAAAGAAGUGCAAAUUCCGUGUCCUCGCUGAGAACCUUGCAGGAGUUGGAAAACCAAGUUCUGAGACAGAUCCAAUCUUGAUAAAGGAUCCUAUUGAUCCUCCAUGGGCUCCUGGUAAACCAUUUAUCAAAGACAUUGCUAAGACCUCUGCCUUCCUGCAAUGGACCAGACCGGAGCAUGAUGGUGGUGCUAAAAUUGAAUCAUACAUCAUUGAGCUGCUUAAAAGCGGAACUGAGGAAUGGGUCCGUGUGGCUGAGGAUGUGCCCAUGACAGAGCACUUGGUGAAAGGACUAAUGGAAAAGCAGGAGUACUCCUUCCGUGUCAAAGCUGUAAACAUUGCUGGAGAAAGUGAGCCCAGCGAUCCAAGUGACCCUGUGGUGUGCAAGGAAAGACUCUAUCCUCCAUCUCCGCCACGCUGGCUUGAGGUAGUUAACAUUUCAAAGAUUGACUGUGAACUGAAGUGGACUGAACCGGAAAAUGACGGCGGCUCCCCAAUCACCAACUAUGUCGUUGAGAAGAGAGAUGUCAGACGCUGGACCUGGCAGACUGUGGACACUACCGUGAAAGACACCAAAUACACUGUAACUCCUCUCAAUGAGGGAACUCUCUAUGUGUUCCGUGUGGCAGCUGAGAAUGCCGUAGGUGUGAGUGAAUUCUUUGAGAUGGAGGACUCUGUUCUAGCUAAAGAUACUUUCACAACUCCUGGACCUCCAUAUGCGUUGACUGUGGUUGAGGUGUCCAAGAGACAUGUUGAUCUGAAAUGGGAGCCUCCCAAGAGUGAUGGUGGCAGACCAAUUACAAAGUAUGUUAUAGAGAAAAAGGAGAAAGUAGGCACCCGCUGGAUAAAGUCUGGAAAAACAUCAGGUCCUGAAUGCAAGUACAGGGUGACUGAUGUCGAUGAGGGAACUGAGGUGCAGUUCCAAGUCCGGGCUGAAAACGAAGCUGGAGUCGGCGACGCAAGUGAACCCACAGAAAUCAUUACCAUUGAGGAUCCUAUCAGUCCACCUUCUCCUCCACUUGAGGUAAAGAUUGUCGAUGCCAGCAGAGAGCACAUUAACAUUACAUGGAAGGCACCAGAAAAGAAUGGUGGAAGUCCUAUUACUGGAUAUCAUGUUGAGCUGGCUGAGGCUGACACGGAGAAAUGGAUGAGAAUCAAUGCACGUCCAAUAAAGGAGCUGAGAUUCAAGGCUGAAGAUGGCAUUAUUCCUGAGAAACAAUAUGUUCUUAGAGUUAGAGCCAUCAAUGCUGUUGGAGUUAGCGAUCCCUCAGAGAUAUCAGACAAAGUCUUUGCUAAAGACCCAGACUGUGCACCAACAAUUGACGUGCAGGACCAAGAUGUUGUUGUUGUAGAAGGUGAGAAGUUGCAUCUAAAGAUCCCAUACAGAGCAAUUCCCAAACCUUCAGUGGUUUGGAAGAAGGGGGAUACUGAACUGAAGGCUGAUGACAGACUUACUUUAAGAUGCGAACUCAACAGUAUUCACCUUGAACUUCUAAAAUGCAAACACGAAGAUGCUGGUGCCUAUACUGUUGCUUUAGAAAACAGUCUGGGUUCAGUUACAGGAACAGUUAACAUUAAAGUUAUUGGCCUGCCUGGACAAUGUAAGGACAUCUCUUCAAGUGAGGUCACCAAGAACUCCUGCAAAAUUUCAUGGGAGCCCCCAGAAAGUGAUGGUGGAAGCCCAAUUUUGCACUACGUACUGGAACGCAGAGAGGCUCAGAAAAAGACAUUUAUGCCCGCAAUGUCUGGUGUAAAUGUUUUAGAAUUUGUGGUCAAGGACCUAAUGGUGAAUGGUGAAUAUUACUUCAGAGUAAAAGCUGUUAACAGAAUUGGAAGCGGUGAAUAUCUUGAUCUUCGCAACCCUGUCAACAUUCAAGAGCAGAAGCAGCGGCCAGACCCACCCGUUGAGGUUGAGGCCCACAACCCUACUUCGCAGUCCAUUACAGUCACUUGGAAAGCCCCACCCUAUGAUGGUGGCUGUCCAAUCAAUGGCUAUAUUCUAGAGCAAAUCGAGAAGGAUGGUGAUAGAUUUGUUAGAUGUGUUCCAAACCUGGUGCCUGGUUUUUCAUACACCGUCACUGGACUGACAGAGGGCAAGGAAUAUCAGUUCCGUGUCCGAGCAGAGAAUGUGGCUGGCGAAAGUGACCCAUCCCGCAGCACCCCUCUGACUAUGGCUGCAGAUCCUGUCGACCCACCAAAGGUAUCUCUACAUUCACGUGUUGCAUCCGGCCUGAUCAUCAGGAAAGGUGAGGAGAUUCGAUUGGAUGCCCACAUUUCUGGAUCUCCAUAUCCCACUGUGACAUGGUUCAGGAAUGAUGAGAAUGUCCAAAAGAUUGAAAAGAAGAAGCCAGUACUGUUUGUGAAAAAGAAGAAGACCAAGGCUAUUCACCCUGAGCCUGAGGAGGAGUUCCAUCCUCCAAUUCCAGACCGUCUAUCAUUUGACCAAAGCAAGAGAGGCGAGACAGCAAUAAUGGUGCGUGAAGCCAUUAGAGAUGAUCAUGGACAUUUUACCAUCAGGGUUGAGAAUGCUCAUGGUUUUGCCACAGCAUCUUGUGAAGUCAAUGUUCUUGAUAAACCUGGACCACCAGUUAACUUUGGAUUUGAUGAUAUCAGAAACGACUCUGUCGUUUGCAAAUGGGAUGCACCACUCGAUGAUGGUGGCAGUGAAAUCAUCAACUACAUCCUGGAGAAAAAAGACAACACAACUGAUGAUAUUGGUUGGGUUACUGUUACCUCAACACACAAAGGAUACAACUAUCCUGUCACCAAACUUAUAGAAGGAAAGGAGUAUAUCUUCAGAGUCACAGCUGAAAACAAGUUUGGCUGUGGAUGGCCAUGCUACUCUGAGCCGCUUGUUGCAAAGAAUCAAUUCGAUCCUCCUGAUGCACCUAACAUGCCAAGAAUCGGAGAAGUCACAGCCAGCAGUGUUGCUCUGUCUUGGCAUGAACCUAAGGACAAUGGCAGCCCUAUCUUGGGCUACUGGAUUGAGAGACGUGAGGUCAACAGCAAAUACUGGACCAGAGUGAAUCGCAAUCUUCUCAGCUCUCUGGCAGUCAAGGUUGAGGGUCUUAUGGAGGGCCUGGUUUAUGUAUUCAGGGUCUGCGCUGAGAAUCUUGCUGGCCCUGGUGAAUUUAGUGUUCCCACUGAUCCUGUCACUGCAAUGGAUCCAAUCUUACCACCGGGUCCUCCAGUUCCAAGAAUUGUUGAUACUACAAACACAACAGUUGAAAUUGCCUGGGUUCCUCCACUCUACAAUGGAGGUGGAGAUAUUCUUGGGUAUCAUGUUGAAUACUGUCUUGUGGGAGAGAAGGAAUGGGCCCGCAGCACUGAGUUUAGAUGCAAAGAAUGCAAGUAUACCUUGACUGGACUGACUGAGGGGGCAGAUUACAACAUCCGUGUAUUCGCUGUAAAUGAAGCUGGUAAUGGAGUGCCAGCAAUGACUGAACCUGUUCAAGUUAAGGAACCUACACAGGAACCAGGAGUCGAGUUUGAUGUUUCUGUAAGAAAUGGAGUCAUUAUAAAAGCAGGAGAGACACUGCGCAUUCCAGCUUAUGUUGUCGGCAGACCAGUACCAGAGGUAAAAUGGACAAAAGAUGAUGCUGAGCCUGAUAAGGAACGUGUUGUCAUUGAAACUGCUGGAAAAUGCAGCACUCUGAACAUCAAAAAUGCCCUGAGAAGUGACCAUGGCAAAUACGAGAUUACAGGAACAAACUCCAGUGGAUCGAAAUCUGUGUUCAUCAAGGUCGAUGUAAUGGAUGUUCCUGGACCAGUGGUUGAUCUUAAAACAGUUCAUGUCAGCAAGAAGAUGAUCUCACUGACUUGGUCUGAUCCUGUUGAUAACGGUGGAAGUGAUAUUAUGGGCUAUGUUGUUGAGAGAAAAGAUGCCAAGAGGCAUAUAUACAGACAACCUCUGGAAACAGCUGCAUGCAAGUGUGACAUUGUUGGUCUUCUUGAUGGUGAGGAGUAUAUGUUCCAGGUGGUUGCAAGAAACAAAUACGGCCUUGGAGCCCCGGUUGAGCUUGGACCAGUUUUAGCCGCAGAUCCUAAAGGUGUUCCCUCAGCCCCAGAGAAGCUUCACUACACCUCCAGGACCAAGAACACUGUCACACUUGCUUGGCAGCCUCCUCGCACUGAUGGUGGCUCUCCAAUCAGAGGCUAUUACAUCGAAAAGAUGCGGCAAGACAGUGAUGAAUUUGAUGUUGCCAAUCGUCAAAUCUGCAAAGACCUCACAAUUACAAUAGAAAAUCUGAAUGAAAACAUGAUGUAUGACUUUAGAGUGAAGGCUGUCAAUGAGGUUGGCGAUGGUGAACCCUCCAAACCCAUAAAUGUUCACAUUCAAGAUGAUGAAUUUGCCCCAACCGUGACUUUGUUGAAAUACAUCAAGAGCAAUGCCAUCAUUGUAAAGAAAGGAGCAGCUAUUGAUAUACCUGCUGAAAUUGCUGGUCUCCCCUUGCCUACCUUUGAAUGGACAAAGAAUGGAGUUGUUCUUGACAAACCCACUGAGAUCAUGACACUGGAGUCAGAGGAGAUUGACAGACAGACUAUCAGAACCAAGAUUGCUAUUCCUGAGACUGUAAGACAAGACACAGGCUCAUACAAGCUAAGUGCAACAAAUAUUCUUGGAACGGGACAACAAAUCAUCAAAGUUGAGAUAUUAGAUCGUCCCACACCACCAAGGAACAUUGUGGUCUCUGACAUCAAAGCUGAGUCCUGCUACCUCACUUGGGAUGCUCCUGAGGACAACGGAGGAAGUGACCUCACCAACUAUAUUAUUGAGAAGAGAGAUGCCAGCAAGAAGAAGUCUGACUGGGAGCAGUUGACCUGUUGUAUUAUUGACAGACGCUAUGGGGUGUACAAGCUUGAGACCUAUGGCACCUUCCAGUUCCAGAUUAAAGCUGAGAACAAAUAUGGAGUCAGUGAUGGAUGCGAAUCAGAAAAAGUUGUCCUCAAGGAUCCAUAUGGCCUUCCUGGCCCACCCCAGAGGCCGAGAAUCAUUGGACAUACAAGUUCGUCUAUGCUGGUGGCGUGGGACCCUCCAAAGGACAAUGGUGGAUCUACCAUUCAGGGCUACUGGCUAGAGAAGAGGGAGAGGGGUGCAGUGUACUGGAGUCGUGUAAAUAGGGCUCCUGUCACAAAGCCAGCAGUUAAGGGCUUAGAGUACAACAUCCUGCAUCUUAUUGAAGGUUUUGAGUACCAGUUCCGUGUCAUGGCACAAAAUGCAGCUGGCAUUGGACCCCCUAGUGAGGCAACUGAAUGUGUCUUUGCACUUGAUCCAAGAAGUCCACCCAGCCAACCACCAGCACCUGAAGUGAAGGACAAAACAACAAGCAGCGUAUCUCUUGCCUGGAGUCCACCAGACAAGAAUGGAGGAAGCCCAAUCAAGGGCUAUAUUGUUGAGAUGCAAGAUGAGGGCUCAUCAGAGUGGAAACGGGUCAAUGACCCUGAAAAGCUCAUUCUAGGCAAUUCAUUUACAGUGACAGGACUCAAAGAGAAUAGGAAAUGCAGAUUUAGGAUUGUCGCUGUUAAUGCUGCUGGUGAAUCGGAACCAAGUCCAAGGACUUCUGACAUUAUGGUACAGGAUAUCCUGGAGGAACCCGUCAUACAGUUACAUGUCUCAGCUCAUGAGCUGCUCGCUUGUCACGCUGGAACAACAAUCAAAAUCCCAGCCACCAUAUCAGGCACACCUGUUCCAAACGUCACGUGGGAAUUUGAGGGAACUGCCGCAACAGAGAUGAAGAACGAGCGACAUAAACUUCCAGUGGAUUCAGAUAUCUCAUUAACUGAUACUACAUCACAAGUUACAAUCCCUGUGUGUAAACUCAGCCACUCUGGACGGUACAUCAUUACAGCUUCUAAUAAAGCCGCCACUAAAACGGUUAAAGUCCGUGUGACUGUACUCGAUUUGCCUGGGCCUCCAAAGGAUCUCAAAAUAACUGACAUUACAAGAGGCACAUGCAGACUCACAUGGAAGCCUCCAGAUAACGAUGGUGGUGAGAGAAUCAAGAGUUACUUCAUUGAAAAGAAGACAAUUGAAGGAAAAGCCUGGACAAAAGUUAAUCCAGCCUGUGCCAGUCAAUCUUUGGUGGUCCCAGACCUUGUCGAAGGACAGGACUACUUGUUCCGUAUUCGGGCUGAGAAUCAAUUUGGUAUGGGACCUCCUCUAGAAACCUUCCAAAGAACAAAGGCUAAGGAUCCUAUCCAUCCUCCUGAUGCACCCAUAAGACUUAAAAUCGUCGAUCUAUCCAAGGGAACGGUGACUUUGACAUGGAAGCCACCCAGAAAUGAUGGUGGAUCACCUGUAACUCAUUACAUUGUUGAACGCCUCUGGUGGGAUGCCAGCGGAGAGCAGAAAGAGUCCUGGAGACAGUGCAAUAGACGUGACAUUGAUACCACCACCUUCAAAGUGGAGGACCUCCAUGAUGGUGCUGAGUAUGAAUUCCGUGUCAAGGCUGUAAACGAGGCCGGUGCAGGCAGACCGUCUUCUACUGCUGGACCUGUUAUCGUUAAGGACCAGACAAGAGCUCCUUCCAUUCAGCUUGAAGAGUUUAUGGAAGUUGAACAGAACACAGACAUUAACAUUGUUGCUAAGAUUAAAGGAUGCCCAUUCCCCACGCUUACCUGGCAGAAGGCUCCACCUCACAAAAGUGAUGACAAGGUUGAUAUUUUGUAUGAUGAACAUAUCAACAAGCUUGUAACUGAUGACGGCUGCACACUGCUGAUCCAGCAGGGCAAGCGCUCAGACACUGGCCUCUACACACUCACUGCAAGCAACAGCCUCGGCAAAGUCUCUAAAGAGAUGAGACUUAAUGUGCUAGGACUUCCUGGACCUCCUUCUGCACCAGUUAAAUUUGAGGAGAUUCAUGCUGAACGUAUUACACUGUCAUGGCUGCCUCCUAUUGACGACGGUGGCUCGAAAAUCACUAACUAUACUAUUGAGAGACGGGUAGCCAGCCGGAAGACAUGGAUUCCUGUGCCUGGUGCACCUAAAGAGCGCUUAUUUACCAUUGAGGGUCUGAUGCCCGGCCACGAAUAUGUGUUCCGCAUUAGGGCUCAGAAUAAAUAUGGAGUCGGUGAGCCACUUGACAGUGAGCCAGAGGUCGCUAGAGAGAUUUUCACCGUCCCUGGUCAGUGCGAGAAACCAUCAAUCUCCAGUGUCACCAUUGACUCAAUUAUGGUGAACUGGGAAGAGCCAGAAACAGACGGUGGUAGUCCAAUUACUGGCUACUGGCUUGAGCGCAAGGAGACCACAUCGAAACGCUGGAACAGAGUGACCCGUGAUCCUAUCAGGCCCAUGCCACUUGGUGUCUCCCAUAAUGUCACAGGCCUCAUUGAAGGCUGUCAGUACAUUUUCCGUGUAACUGCGAUUAAUGCAGCCGGAUGUGGACUCCCAAGUUUGCCAUCUGACCCAACAUUUGCCAGAGAACCAAUUGCUCCUCCUUCACCACCAACACCUAAAGUAACUGACUGGACAAAGAACACAGUUGACUUGGAAUGGAUUCCACCUCUGAAGGAUGGUGGAUCAAAAAUCAUGGGCUACUAUGUUGAGUACAAAGAGGAAGGCACAGAGACUUGGGUUAAGGCCAAAGAAAAUGAAGUUAGAGGAACCAGGUUUGUGAUCACUGGGCUGAAAGAGAAUGGAUUCUACAGGUUUAGAGUUGUGGCGUUUAAUGCUGCUGGUCUGAGUGAACCAGGAGAAGUUCCUGAAGUUCUUGAAAUGAAGGAGAGGAUAAUUGCCCCAGUUCUUGAAUUGGACAUCUCAGUGAAAGAGAAGAUCGUUCUUCAUGCCGGUGGUGUCAUCCGCAUCCUGGCAUAUAUGUCCGGCCAGCCUGCACCUGAGAUUACAUGGGACAAAGAUGGUGGCAAGGUCCCAUUAGAAGCUGUUGUUGAGAACACAUCAAUCAGCACCUCAUUAGUAAUUAAGAACUGCACCAGGAUGCAAAAGGGUGUUUAUAGCAUAACAGCAAAGAACGGUGGAGGAGAGGUGAAGAGGACAAUAAUUGUUGAUGUUCUUGAUGUCCCUGGUCCAGUUGGUAUACCCUUCUUAGCUGAUAAUCUCACUACAGACUCGUGCAAAUUGACCUGGUUCUUCCCAGAGGAUGACGGCGGUUCUCCAAUAUCUAACUACAAAAUUGAGAAGCGUGAAGCUGAACGCAAAGCUUGGACGGCAUGCUCUUAUAAUGCCGCCAGGCAAAAUGCUGUGGUUCAAAAUCUCACUUUAGGAAAAGCUUAUUUCUUCAGGGUUGCAGCUGAAAAUGCAGUCGGAGUUGGUCCAUUCCGUGAAACUGCAUGUGAACUUGUUAUCAGGGAAUCUCUUUCUGUACCUGAUCGUCCAGAGGAAGUCGAGGUGACUGCUGUCACUAAAACCUACAUCAGUGUAACAUGGAAGCCACCAAGGAACGAUGGUGGAAGCGAUGUGACCUCCUAUGUUCUUGAGGCCCGCAUGAUCGGCAAGGACAAGUUUAUCAGACUGACCAAAGAGAAACUGAUGGACAGAAGAUUCACUUACGACAGUCUGCGAGAGGGUGAAAGUUAUGAAUUCCGUGUCAGUGCAGUGAACGAAAUCGGCCAAGGCAAACCAUCCUUCCACACAAAACCCAUAACAUGCAGAGAUGAGCUUGAGCCCCCGACGAUUGAACUGGACUUCCGUGAUAAGGUCAUUGUCCGUGUUGGUGAGAGUUUUGCUCUGCAGGGACGCUACUCAGGCAAACCAGCGCCUUCAGUAACCUGGUCAAGAGAUGAUGAGGAACUGAAAGCAGAUCAACAUAUUCAGUUUAAAAGCACUUUGACCACUAUGUGCCUUGGCAUAAUCAAGGCUCAGCGCAAGCACAGCGGUAGAUACUGUGUUACAGUGGAAAACUGCACAGGAGCUCGCAAAGGAAUCUGCAAUGUCAAUGUUGUUGAUCGUCCAUCGCCACCUGAAAGUCCGGUUGUCUUCGAGGAAGUUCAUAGGGAUCAUAUGAUCAUUUCUUGGAAGCCUCCACUUGAUGACGGUGGAUGUGAAAUUUCCAACUACAUCAUUGAAAAGAGAGACACAAACAGAGACAUGUGGACGACUGUAACAUCUGCCAGCUCAAAAACCAUCUGCAAAAUACCCAAGCUUGUUGAAGGUCGUCAGUACAUCUUGAGAAUCAGUGCUGAGAAUUUGUAUGGCAUCAGUGACCCACUGGAGUCUGAAGAGAUGAAAGCCAAGGAUCGUUUCAGAGUACCGGAGGCCCCAGAACAACCAACAGUUAAAGAAGUUUACCAUGACUCAGCCCUUGUGCUCUGGAACCGUCCCCGCGAUGGUGGCAAGCCCAUUACCAAUUACUACCUGGAGAAGAAGGAACCGUCUGCUAAGAGGUGGUCUCGGGCAACCAGAGAACCCAUUUAUCCCAAUACUCAAUACAGGGUGCAGGAGCUUGUUGAAGGCUGUGAAUAUGAGUUCCGUGUCACAGCGGAGAAUGAAAUUGGUACUGGAGACCCUAGCCCUCCAUCCAAACCUAUUUUAGCCAAGGAUCCUGUUGUUCCACCCAGCCCACCUGUGCUGCCUGAAGCGGUCGACAAAACCAAGAAUUCAGUGAGUCUGGCAUGGCGUGUUCCUCGUCAUGAUGGCAAAGGCAAAAUCCUUGGAUACCUUGUUGAGUAUCAAAAGCCUGGAGCAAUUGAUUGGAUCCCGGCAAACGAAACUCCUGAGUCAUGCCCAGAUACCAAAUACGUUGUUGGCAACCUACAAGAUGGUGAAGAAUACCGUUUCAGGGUUACAGCUGUAAAUGCAGCUGGAAAAUCCGAACCUGCCUAUGUGAGGGAUCCAGUUAAAGUGCAUGACAGACUGGAGGAACCAGAGUUGUUACUGGAUGCCAAUAUGGCACGUGACCAUCUUGCCAUGAUUGGAACCGAUAUCACACUAAGCGCUGUGAUUAAGGGUAUUCCGAUUCCCACUGUCUCCUGGAAGAAGGAUGGUGAAGAUGUUCCUGCCCACUGUACUGUUGAAGUCGCAGCAAAAGGAAGUAAAGUACACAUCAAGAAAUGUAACCGUGCUGACUGUGGCAAAUACACCAUAUCCAUUCAGAAUGCAGCAGGUUCAAAGACAGCAACAUGCACAGUGCUUGUUCUUGAUAAACCUGGACCUCCAAGAAACCUUGCGGCCUCUGAGAUUACAAGCGAGUCAGCUUAUCUGACCUGGCAAAAGCCACUGGAUGAUGGCGGUGCUGUGAUUUCUCACUAUGUUGUGGAGAAGAAAGACGUUGCAGCUGAAAAGUGGGUCCCAGUUUGUGCCUCAUCCAAGAAGCUUAGCCUCAUGGCUCUGUACCUGAUGGAGGGUGUUCAGUAUCUAUUCCGUGUUGCUGCUGAAAAUCAGUUUGGCAGAAGUGCAUAUGUUGAAACCAGCAAGCCUAUUAAAGCAGUUGAUCCUCUUUAUCCUCCUGGACCUCCCAAGAAUCUACACCAUGUAGAUGCAGAAAAAACAGAAGUAUGGCUUGCAUGGGAGUGGCCUGAUCGCACUGGUGGAAGUGAAAUCACUGGAUUUAUUGUUGAGUAUCAGGAAGAGGGAGCCACCGAUUGGGUGGGCUUCAAGACCGUCAGUAAUCCACACUGUCAUGUUACUGGACUUCACGAGGGAAAAACUUACAGAUUCCGUGUGAAAUCACAAAAUGCAAUUGGCAUUAGCAGACCAGAUACCACUGUGCCAAUCACUUGCCAGGAAAAGACCUUGGCACCCUCUAUUGAAGUUGAUGUAAAGCUCAUUGAAGGACUUGUUGUCAAGGCUGGAACCACAAUUGCUCUACCUGCAAUCAUGAAAGGAAUACCAAUUCCUACACCCAAGUGGCAAACUGAUGGCAAUGAGCUUAAAACUGAUGGCAGAUUCAAGAUAAUUACUGAAGGAAAUUCAACAGCUCUAAACAUCAGUGAAUGUGCUAGGACUGACAGUGGAGAAUAUGUACUUACUGUCACAAAUCCUGCUGGAAGCAAAUCAGUUGCUCUUCAUGUAACAGUACUCGAUCUCCCAGGUCCUCCUAUUGGACCUGUUAACAUCCUCGAAGUCACACCCGACCACAUGGUUAUCCAGUGGCGGCCACCUAAAGACGACGGUGGCACACCGUUGAUGAACUACAUUGUCGAAAAGAAGGACGUGAAGAAACCUUGGGAGCCAUGGUCAGUCGUGAGUUCUGGGAGUAACAGCACUAAGGUUAAGGUUCCACGUUUAGAGAAAGGUCGCGAAUAUGUUGUACGCAUCCGUGCAGAGAACAAGAUCGGCAUUGGUGCAGCCCUAGAAAGUUCUCCCACCAUCGCCAAGCAUAUGUUUGAUCCACCAGGUCCCCCAGGGUGCCCGACAUGCUCUGAUGUCACAGAAAAUGCUGUAACAGUUUCAUGGAGUGAACCAGAAACUAAUGGUGGAAGUCCGGUUAGUGGUUACAUCGUGGAGCGUAGGGAGAUGACUGGUAAAUGGAUUCGCGUAAACAAAACACCCGUUUUGGAUCUUAGAUACAGAGUCUCUGGUCUUUUUGAUGGUAACAUCUAUGAAUUCAGAGUUUUUGCUGAAAAUGUUGCUGGUGUAAGUGAACCAUCAUAUCCUUCAGAUCCGGUGAAAAUCACUCGACCACUUGCUCCUCCAGGACCUCCAAGUAACCUAAAACUGAAGGACUGGAGCAAAGCAUAUGCAGAUUUGGUAUGGACCAAGCCUAGCAGAGAUGGUGGUAGUCCUGUUUUGGGCUAUGUUGUUGAGUGUCAAAAAUCUGGUUCUGCACAGUGGGACAGGAUUAAUAAAGAUCUUAUCAAGUAUUGUGCAUUUAGGGUACCAGGACUUAUUGAAGGCACGGAGUACAGGUUCCGUGUUAGAGCAUCCAAUAAGAUUGGAGAUGGAGAGCCAAGGGAGCUAACAGAAACAGUGCUUGCCAAGGACAUCCUCGUUCCUCCAGAAGUAACUGUUGAUGUUGCUUGCCGUGACCUUGUUACAGUCCGAGCAGGACAGUUUAUUAGCCUGGUGGCCCGAGUUAAAGGAAGACCUGAUCCUGAAAUCACCUGGACUAAGGAUGCAAGAGCGUUGGGUAGAGACAAGCGUACUGAGAUGAUUAACAAUUUCCCACGUGUUGAACUGUACAUUCAGGAUGCCGUAAGAGGAGAUUAUGGAAAAUAUGCAAUUCAAGCGAAAAACAGCAGUGGUCAUGCACAAGCUGCAAUCGUUGUAAAUGUGCUUGAUAUUCCUGGACCUUGCCAGAACUUGAAAGUUGCAUACGUGACAAAAGACUCAUGUAUGGUGUCCUGGGAAAAUCCAGAGGAUAAUGGUGGCACUGAAAUCACAAACUACAUUAUCGAGAGCCGUCAACCCAGCCAAAGGACAUGGACAGUUGUUUCCUCCGACUGCACCAAACGUGUUGUGAAGGCCGUACUUGUUCAAAACUGUGAAUAUUUCUUCCGUGUAAGUGCAGAGAACAAAAUCGGUGCAGGACCACCCACAGAAACAAAAACACCAGUCCUUGCCGUUGACCCAGUUGAGAAACCAGGUGAACCAGAGAAUUUCCAGAUCAAUGAAGUUGGAAAAACGUUUGUCUUCCUUAAAUGGAAGAAGCCAGAAUAUGAUGGUGGCAGCCGCAAUCUUGCUUAUCAUGUUGAAAAGAAACCAAAAGAGGCAGACGAAUGGGAAAGAAUCCAUAAAGGUGCUAUUAAAGAGACAUAUUUCAUGGCUGAUAGAUGCAUUGAAAACCAGAUAUAUCAGUUUAGAGUCCAAACAAAGAAUGAGGGAGGAGAAAGCAACUGGGUGACCACAGCUGAAGUUCUUGUAAAGGAGGAACUUGUGGUUCCUGAAAUAAACAUCAAGCUGGCAGGUGUUCUUGUGGUUAAAGCUGGAGAUUCCAUUCCUCUUGAGGCAGAGAUUAAAGGAAAGCCACAGCCAGAUAUCAAAUGGAGUAAAGAAGGUUACACUGGAGACCUCCAUAAAAUUCCUCGACUUCAAGUUGAAUCUGGUUCAAACUUCUCCAAAUUCCUGCUAACAAAUUCAAAACGUACAGAUACUGGAAAGUAUAUCAUCACUGCAACGAAUGCUGCUGGAAGCUGCACAGCUGAGGCCAGGGUUAAUGUUCUUGACAGACCUGGACCUAUUAAAGACCUAAAGGUUUCGGGCAUUUUAAUGGACAGAUGCAAGUUGACAUGGGAGGUGCCAGAGGAUGAUGGUGGAUGUGAAAUCUAUAACUACAUCAUUGAGAAAUGUGAGACAAAGAGAGGUGUCUGGUCAAUCCAUUCUUCAGCUGUUGUAACAAACAGUGCUAAUGUAACUCGUCUAAUUGAAGGAAAUGAGUACAUAUUUAGAGUAAGAGCAGAGAAUAAGAUGGGGGCGGGUCCUGCUGUAGCAACAGAAUCCAUCAUUGCAAGAACACUGUUCAGUAGGCCUGGAGCACCGGAUGCGCCAGAGGUGACCAAAAUUGCUAAAGAUGAAAUGACCGUUUAUUGGUGCCCUCCUGAUAACGAUGGUGGAAAACCCAUCACUGGCUAUAUUCUUGAGAAGAAAGAAGAACACGCCAUCAGAUGGACUCCAGUUACUAAAUCUCCUACUGCAUCAACACAAAUGACUGUAACAGGAUUGUUAACUAACCAUGAAUACCAGUUCCGUGUCAAGGCAGAGAAUGAGAUUGGAGUUGGUGAUGCAAGCAAGCCGUCUAGAACAUAUACUGCAAGAGACCCUACUGGACCUCCUGGCCCUGUUGGAAACUUAAAGGUGACUGACAGUUCAAAGACUUCAAUCACACUUGGGUGGACAAAGCCAACAUAUGAUGGUGGUGCACCGCUCAUUGGAUAUGUAGUCGAAAUUAGAGUCAAAGGAACAGGCAAGAAGGGUGAAGAAGGAUGGAAGCGAUGCAAUGUUGCUGCUCAGCUGAUCGGGACCGAGUUCACAGUCACAAGUCUUGAUGAAAAACUUGAGUAUGAAUUCCGUGUUUCUGCCCAAAACCAGAUUGGUUUGAGCCAACCAACUAAUCUCGAUGGAGCUGUUUCACCACGGGAUAUUUUUGAGGCUCCUGAAAUCGGUUUGGACGCUGAACUCAAGAAAGGUCUUACAGUCAGAGCUGGAUGCCCAAUAAGAUUAGUUGCAACUGUCAGAGGACGACCACCACCUAAAGUGCAAUGGAGAAGAAUGGGAAUUGAUAAUGUUGUCAAGAAGGGUCAUGUGGAUGUAAUUGACACAAUGACAUUCCUUGUCAUUUCUGAUACCACCCGUGAUGAUUCUGGCAAAUACUCACUUAAUGUAUCAAGCCCAGCAGGAGAAAAGGCGGUGUUUGUCAACGUCAGGGUACUUGACACACCUGGACCUGUCGUUGGUCUGGAAGUCACAGACAUCACAAUGGUGUCUUGCAACCUCGCAUGGUCCCCACCAGAAAAUGACGGAGGCAGUGAAGUAACUCAUUACAUUGUUGAGAAGCGUGAAAUUGAUCGCAAGACCUGGGGAACAGUGAAAGCAGACGUGAACAAAACAGAACUCAAAGUCAGCAAUCUUGUACCAGGAACAGAGUAUUACUUCAGAGUUACCGCUGUAAAUGAGUAUGGUCCAGGUGUUCCAAAAGCCACCCAGAGAUCAUAUCUGGCCUCUGAUCCUAUCAGCAAACCUGACCCACCACAGAAGGUUGAUGUUUUAGAGAUUACUAAAAACAGUGCAAAGGUCGGCUGGGUGAAACCAAUGACAGAUGGUGGAGCUAAGAUUGAUGGCUAUAUAAUUGACUACCUGGAGCUUCCUGCACCCAAACCACCAAAGGAACCAAUGGUGGUUGAAGGUGUAGCGGAGCCUGGUGCUGAGCCUACACCACCACCACCACCUCCACCAGUGGUAGAAGAAGAAGAAGUAGAGAAAGUAAAGAAAGAAGAAUGGACACCAUAUACCACUGUAAAAGACUUAUUCAUAUCUGUUGCUGGGCUGAAGGAAGGAAGAAGAUAUCGCUUCAGAGUGGCUGCACGAAAUUCCAUGGGUGCCAGUCUUCCCACUGAAACCAGAGAGUCCUAUGAGAUCAAGGAACAAAUGUUGGAACCGAAGGUUAUAAUUCCUGAGCUUGUCACUGCAAAGGCAGGCACAAAAGUAAGAGUGGAGGCCCUUGUGUCAGGAAAGCCAGCACCUGUGUGCCAGUGGAAACGAGGAGAGGACAACGUGGUCUCCUCAAGUCGUCUUGCUGUUCACAAAUCUCAGAACAUGUGUGUGCUCAUCAUUAAAGACGUUUCCAGAACAGACAGUGGUCAAUAUAGCCUUGUUGCAGAGAACAGCUCAGGCAAAGUGGAGCAAGUUAUGAAAAUUAUCAUCAGAGAUAUUCCUGGACCACCUGAGCCUCCCUUCGAAAUCAGUGACAUUGACUCUGAUGCCUGCACACUCUCUUGGAACAAACCACUUGAAGAUGGUGGUAGUAAUAUUACCAACUAUGUGGUUGAGAAAUGUGAUGUGAGCAGAGGUGACUGGGUUACUGCACUUUCCAGCUGUGGCAAGACUGGUUGCAGACUUGGAAAACUUAUCCCAGGAAAGGAGUACACUUUCCGUGUUCGUGCAGAGAACCGUUUUGGCAUCUCAGAUCCCAUCACAUCUGAGAGAAUGAUAGCUAAGUUCCCAUUUGAUGUUCCUAGUGAACCACUGAACUGCAGAAUCACAAAAGUAAACAAGGACUGCAUGUUUGUGGCUUGGGAUAAGCCCGAGUCGGAUGGUGGCAGUCCCGUUACUGGAUACUACAUUGAGCGCAAAGAAAGAAAUAGCUUGCUAUGGGUUAAGGCUAAUGAUUCAGUUGUGCGCACCACUGAAUAUCCUUGUGCUGGUAUAAUUGAAGGUCUGGAAUACACUUUCAGAGUAUCUGCAAUUAAUCGUGCAGGACAGGGUAAACCAAGCAUAAAGACUGAAUUUGUCACAGCAAGAACACCAGUGGAUGCUCCAGGCAAACCAGAGGUACUCGACGUGACCAAGAAUACUGUUACACUGGUUUGGGCCAGACCAAAGAAUGAUGGUGGCAGCAAGAUCAUUGGAUACUAUGUAGAAGCCUUGAAGAUCCCUGAGGACAGGUGGAUACGAUGCAACACAAGCAGUCAGAACGUACCUCGGGAGGAGUACACCGUAACUGGAUUGGAUGAGGGAGCCCAGUAUCAGUUUAGAGUUUUUGCAAAAACAGCAGUUAACAUUAGCAGGCCAUCUGAAGCCACUGAUGCAAUUCUUGUAUCUGCAGAAAAUGUACCUCCUAGAAUAGAACUGACUAUACAGAUGAAGAAAAUGUUGCCCAAAAAGGCUGGCUCAGAUGUUUGCCUUGAGGCUGAAGUUUUUGGCAAACCGAUGCCCAAGGUGACCUGGAGCAAAGAUGGAAAAGACUUGACUGCUGAUAAAGACAUAAAGAUUUCUCAAAAGAGACAUCAGUUUUUGUUGAGCCUUCCUGCAGUUACAAAACUCCACACGGGAAUUUACACUAUUCAUGCAAAGAAUGCCAGUGGUUCUAAAUCUGAAGACAUCCAGCUUACAGUUUUGGACAUACCUGGUCCACCUGCUUCUAUCAAGUUGGAAGAGGUACUUUCUGAUCGCGUGAAGCUGAGUUGGACACCUCCACUUGCAGAUGGUGGUACACCAAUUACAAACUAUAUCGUUGACAAGCGUGAGUCGAGCAGAGCAAACUGGGCCCAAGUUUCUGUGAAGAUCGGUGGGGACGUAAGAGAGUUUUGUGUGGAGAGAUUAAUUAUGGGUCAUGAAUACCAAUUCCGUGUUCGAGCUGAGAACAGAUAUGGCAGUGGUGAUGCCAUCCUUUCAGAUCCUGUUGUUGCAAAGGAUCCCUUCACUGUUCCUGGACAAUGUGAUCCACCAAUUAUUACCAACAUCACAAAAGAGAAAAUGACUGUAAGCUGGAAGGAGCCUUCUGAUGAUGGCAAAUCUCCCAUCCUUGGAUACAUCGUUGAAAAGCGUGAGAGCAAAGAAAUAAACUGGACCAAACUCAACAGGAAACCUUUACUGGAAAGAUCACUUGAAGUUGGAGGUCUCUCAGAGGGGACUCAGUAUGAGUUUAGAGUUACUGCUGUUAACAAAGCUGGUCCUGGCAAACCCAGUGAGCCAUCCAAUGCUGCGGCUGCAGUUGAUCCUAUCUAUCCUCCUGGACCACCAGUUUCCCCUAAAGUUACUGACACAAGUAACAGCACUAUUAGCCUGUCCUGGACUAAACCUGCAAAUAAUGGUGGAAGUGAAAUUUUGGGAUACCUAGUCGAAUGCAAGAGAACUAAUACAGCAGACUGGAUCCGUUGCAAUGUCCCCAAGAACCUACAGGAGACACACUAUGUUGUCACCGGACUUUUGGAAAAAUCCGAAUAUCAGCUACGCAUUAGCGCCGUCAACAAAGUUGGCUUUAGCCAGCCAUGUGAAGUUCCAGACAGACAUGUAGCAAAGGAUGUAUUUGUCGCACCUGAAGCUGAACUCGAUGCCCAGCUUAAGGAUACACUGGUGCUACAGGCUGGUGCACGAAUGAAACUUCAUGCCAAAAUUAAGGGUCGCCCGUUUCCAAGGGUUACAUGGGCAAAGAUGAAUACCAACAUCAAGAACAGACAAGGAAUCGUCAUCAAAGUCACAGACAAUGACACGAUGGUCUAUGUUGAAAGAGUAAAUAGAUAUGAUGCAGGAAAAUACAUUCUUAACCUUGAAAGCAUCAGCGGGAUGAAGAUGUACACAGUUGUUGUCAAGGUUCUUGAUACACCUGGGCCACCACUUAAUCUGAUGGUGAAAGAGACAUCAAAGGACAGUGCAUCUAUCUUCUGGGAUGAACCACUAAUUGAUGGUGGAAGUGAGAUUUUAGGUUACAUUGUAGAAAAACGUGACGCAGAGAGAAAGGCGUGGUCCAACGUUUCAAGCAGCUGUAACAAAACGUCUUUUAAGGUUGAAGGUUUGGAGGCUGGUAGAUUUUACUACUUCAGAGUAUUGGCUCAUAAUAAGUAUGGUACUGGUGAGCCUGGUGAAACAACAGAUGCUGCCAGAGCCUCUGAACAACCUGGACCAGUCUUGGACUUCAAGCCUUUGCUAGUAACCAGAGAUUCAUGCACUCUUUCUUGGAAGAAACCCAUUAGUGAUGGUGGUAGUCGAAUUACUGCAUAUGUCCUUGAGGUUCUUAAUGGUGAAGACAAGUGGAAGGAGCUUCUAAGAUCAAAGAACAUGCAAUAUAGUGCCAAAGAUCUUAUUGAAGGAAGGGAAUACAAAUAUAGAGUAAUGGCAACUAAUGAUGCAGGUGAUGGUCCAGCAAAAGAACUCUCCAUUGUGGCAAAGGAUGUACUUGUUCCUCCCAGCUGUGAUUUACGAGAUUUGCCAAACUUGAACUACAUUGCAAAGGAGGGAAGCACUGUCCGCCUCAAGAUUCCAAUCAUUGGCAAACCCGUCCCAACUGUCUCAUGGAAGAAGGGCGAGGAUGAAAAUCUGACAGACACCGGAAGAGUGUGUGCUGAAUCAACAGCUGUUAACACAACUUUACUGAUUCGGGAUUGCCAGAGGAGUGAUGGAGGAAAAUAUACAAUCACUCUUCGUAAUAGUGCUGGUUCAAAAGAGUCUGCUAUCUUUGUAAGAGUCGUUGGCAAACCAGGAAUCUGUUUGGGACCCAUCAAGUUUAAGGAAGUGACUGCUGAUGGAGCUACCCUGAAGUGGGGUGCUCCUAAAGAUGACGGCGGUUCAGAAGUCACCAACUACAUUCUAGAGAAACGGGAUUCUGUUACCAAUAUGUGGGUAACUGUUUCCUCAGCAGUGGACACCACCAUGUUCAGAGUGUCUGGUCUCCAUGAGGGAACAGAGUAUAUCUUCAGAGUUUCAGCAGAAAACAAGUAUGGAGUUGGCGAGGGUCUUAAAUCAGAACCUGUGGUUGCCAAACAUCCAUUCAACGUUCCAGAUGCACCGCCUCCACCACAAAUCAUGAGCAUGCGUCAUGAAUCAGCAACCCUGGCUUGGUCUGAUCCAAGAAAAACUGGUGGUUCACCAAUCACAGGCUACCAUGUUGAAUUCAAGGAAAGAAACAGCAUGUUAUGGAAAAGAGCUAAUCCAGCCCCAAUAAAAAUGAGAGAUUAUAAAGUAAAAGGUUUAACUGAGGGUCUAGAGUAUGAGUUUAGAGUAAUGGCUAUAAAUUUGGCUGGUGUUGGUAAGCCAAGUCCUCCAACUGAGCCAAUGGUCGCUUUGGAUCCUAUUGAUGCUCCUGGCAAACCUGAUGUCAUCAGCAUCACAAGGAGCACUGUCACACUUCAAUGGACUGAACCUCAGUAUGAUGGCGGCCACAGGCUUACAGGCUACAUUGUUGAGAGACGUGACCUUCCUGCCAAGGUCUGGGUGAAAGCCAACCCUGUUAAUGUUGUGGAGUGUGCAUACACAGUAACGAAUAUGCAAGAGGGCUGCAAGUUUGAGUUCAGAAUCAGAGCCAAGAACGCAGCUGGAGCCAUAAGCCCACCAUCUGAACAAACUGACACCCUUAUGUGCAUGGAUGAAUAUGCGGCACCAACCAUUAUCAUCGAUUCCACAGUAAAGGAAGGGCUUACAGUCAGAGCUGGAGAAACAAUUAUUAUUACAGCAACAAGUAUUCUGGGCAAACCUGCACCUACCUCAGUCUGGUCAAAGGGAGGAAAGUACUUCAAGCCAUCAGAUGUGUGCCAGAUUGAAACGACUCCUACUUCUUCUACUCUGUUCAUCAAAUACGCUAGCAGGAAGAAUUCAGGAGAGUACACCAUUACAGCAAGCAAUCCAUUCGGUGUCAAAGAAGAGACUGUGAAUGUAAAAGUUCUGGAUGUUCCUGGACCACCAGGACCAAUUGUAACAAGUGGAGUCUCAUCAGAAAAGGUCACGUUAACCUGGACACCACCUACAGAAGAUGGUGGAUCUCCAAUUGCAUAUUAUGUUUUAGAGAAGAGGGAAACAAGCCGUCUUCUUUGGACAAUCCUUGCAGAAAAGGUUCUUGACUGCCAUUUCGUGGCAAAUAAACUAAUCCAAGGAAAUGAAUAUGUAUUCCGUGUCUCAGCUGUCAACAACACUGGUACUGGAGAUUAUGCAACUUCAGAUCCAGCCAAGAUGGUGGAUAAUUAUGGUCCACCAGGCCCACCAUCAAGACCAGAAGUAGAAAAUGUUGGAGCCAAGACUGCUACAGUUACAUGGAAGAGACCAGCUGAGGAUGGAGGCAGUGAUAUCACAGGUUACAUGGUUGAGAAAAAGGAAAAGAAAGGCAUGAGAUGGGUAAGAGCGUCCAAGCAAACAGUACCUGACCUUCAACUGGAGGUACAAGGUCUAAUCGAAGGAAUGGAAUAUCAGUUCAGAGUAACUGCUGAAAACAAGGCCGGCUUUGGUGAACCCAGCGAACCAUCUCAACAUGUUACAACGAAGGUCAUGGCAGAUGUACCUGGACCUCCGAUCAACCCAAGAGUAACUGAUACAACAAAAACCACAGCAGAAUUGCACUGGGGCAAGCCUCUUGACGAUGGCGGCAUGUCUGUUACAGGGUAUAUUAUUGAGCACAACAAGGAUGGAGAAGAGGCAUGGGUGAAGGACACCCCCACACCUUUGACGAUCAGUGAAUUUGUUGUUCCAGGCCUAGUGACCGGAGCAAAGUAUCAUUUUAGAAUCAGUGCCGUGAAUGCUAUGGGAAUAGGCAAACCAGCACAAACAGCAGAACUUGUCGAAAUAGUUGAGCGUGAAGAAAUACCCGACCUGGAACUUGAUGUGGAAUUGAGAAGAACACUAGUGGUCAGAGCUGGAAACUCUAUUCGCAUAUUUGUUCCAAUUAAAGGCCGCCCAACUCCAAAAGUGACUUGGACAAAGGAUGAGUCUGCGCUUAGAACUCGUGCAUUCAUUGACAAUACAGAGUCUUACACUCUUUUAGUUAUCCCUGAUUGCAACAGAUAUGAUGCUGGAAAGUAUGACUUGACAUUAGAGAAUGCUGCUGGGAAAAAGUCUGCCUUUGUCAAUGUUAAAGUUUUGGAUUCCCCUGGGCCUCCUAUCAAUCUUAAACCAAAAGCUAUUGACAAAGAAAGCAUCACAUUACAGUGGGAAAUGCCUCUUAUCGAUGGUGGUGCAAAGAUUACUAAUUAUAUUAUCGAAAAACGAGAAGCCACUCGUAAGGCAUAUGCUGCUGUGACAACAAAAUGUGAAGCAUGUUCAUUAACAGUUACAAAUCUGUCAGAGGGUUCCGAGUAUUACUUCAGAGUAUACGCUGAAAAUGAAUUUGGAAUUGGCGAAGCAGCUGAAACCUCAGAUCCCAUCAGAGCAUCUCAAGCACCAACUCCCCCCAACACAGUCACAAUUACUGAUGUCACUAAAAACUCAGUAAGUCUUGCAUGGACCAAACCGAAACACGAUGGUGGAAGCAGAAUUACUGGGUACGUUAUCGAGGCUCAGAAAAAGGGAACAGACCAGUGGACUCAUGUGAACACAGUGAAAUCUCUCAACUUUACGGUAAAGAAUCUGAAUGAAAAUGAGGAGUACAUAUUCGGUAUAAUGGCCGUAAAUCUAUCUGGUAGAAGCAAACAUCGUGUAAGCAAGCCUGUUGUUAUACGAGAACAAAGCACAGAACCAGAAUUUGACCUCCGUGGCAUCUGUCAGAAGACAAUCAUUGCAAAGGCUGGAGGUGACAUUAAAGUGGAGAUCCCUGUGACUGGGCGUCCUAAACCAACAGUUACCUGGCAGAAAGAUAAUCACGCUCUUAAGCUGACACAACGAACAAUGCUGGAAAAUACCUCUGUCUCAUCUAUCUUAACCAUAAACGAAUGUUUGAGAAGUGACAGUGGAGUGUAUACUAUAACAGGAAAGAACAUAGUUGGAUCAGUUUCUGACAACAUCAUUAUCAAAGUACAUGAUGUUCCCGGACCACCAAAGGGACCGAUUAAAUUGGACAAAAUAUCUCGUACAUCCAUUGAGUUUUCAUGGGGCUCACCUGAAAAUGAUGGCGGUGUACCAAUCAAUAACUAUAGCGUUGAAAUCAAAGAAACAACCAGUCAAACGUGGGUAGAACUGUCUUCAAUGAUCAUCCGAACAACAUUUAAAGCAACUCGCCUAACCACAGGGGUGGAGUACCAAUUCCGUGUAAGAGCCAAAAACAGAUAUGGUGCAGGACCUCCAAUUACAUCAGAGGCUGUAGUUGCUGCAUAUCCAUUUAAGGCACCUGGACCACCAGGAACUCCCAAGGUUGUCGCCUUCACCAAGGACACAAUGACAGUUGGGUGGAAUGAACCAGUUAAUGACGGCGGAAGUGAAGUUAUUGGAUAUCAUGUUGAACGGAAGGACAGAAGUAGCAUCGUCUGGCACAGAAUUAGUAAAACUCUUGUCAUCGGAAACCAAUUCAAAACAACUGGAUUGGAUCCUGGCACUGCAUAUGAAUUCCGUGUGUUCGCUGAAAAUAUAGCUGGAAUUGGAAAACCAAGCAAGGCAUCUGAACCAAUACUUGCUCUUGAUCCAGUAGAUCCACCUGGUCAGCCUGUACCAGUAGCUGUGUCCAAAAAUGCAAUCACUAUUCAGUGGACAAAGCCAGAAUAUGAUGGUGGGUUCAAAAUUACAGGCUACAUCGUGGAAAAACGAGACUUACCAGCUGGACGUUGGAUAAGAGCGAACUUCACAAAUAUUAUUGAAACUACCUUUACUGUUAGUGGUCUAACUACAAAUGAAUCGUAUGAAUUCAGAGUGCUUGCAAGAAAUUCAGCCGGCGCUGUUAGCAAUCCAUCGGACCAUUCUGAUCCAGUAAUGUGUAAAGAUGAAGUUGAAGAACCGAAAAUUAUGGUUGAUGCUAAAUUUAAAGAUGUUGUGCUUAUUAGAGCGGGAGACACCUUCAAACUUGAGGCUGAUGUUGCAGGUCGGCCACUACCAACCAUGGCUUGGACCAAGGAUGAGAAGGACGUUGAAAAUACGGCUAAGUUACAGAUAAAAAUGACAGACCUUACUACUACUUUAGUCAACAAGGACUCUCUCAGAAAAGAUGGAGGUAAAUUCAUUCUUACAGCAACCAAUGUGGGUGGACUGGCUAAACACGUGUUCAAUGUUAAGGUCCUUGACAGACCAGGACCACCUGGAGGUCCUCUUAAAGUUUCUGAUCUAACAGCAGAGAAAUGUGUGCUUACAUGGAGUCCACCUGACGAUGAUGGUGGGGCUGCAAUUGAACAUUAUGUCAUUGAAAAACGGGAGUCAAGCAGACUUGCUUGGACGAAUGUGGCCACAGGCUUGCAAGUAACCAAGUUCCAAGUGACAAAACUGCUGAAAGGAAAUGAAUACAUUUUCAGAGUAAUGGCUGUUAAUAAAUAUGGAGUUGGGGAGCCCCUUGAGUCAGAGCCAAAGAUUGCAGAAAACCCUUACGUUCCACCUGAUCCCCCACAAACCCCUCAGAUUACAGCAGUUACCAAAGAUUCAAUGGUGCUUUGCUGGGGAGCUCCUGCUAAUGAUGGUGGAAGUGAAAUCACCAACUACAUUAUCGAGAGAAGAGACAGGAUUGGUUUGCGCUGGGUCAAAUGCAACAAAAAGAAGGUCACUGAUUUGCAAUUCAAGGCUACCGGACUUGUUCCAGGACAUGAAUAUGAAUUCAGAGUAUUUGCAGAGAAUGCAGCUGGAGUCAGUGCACCGAGUCCCUCGAGUCCCUAUACAAAAGCUACAGACGCUCUGUUUAAACCUGGCUCACCUGGCAACCCAAGAAUCUUGGACACGACAAGUUCCUCCAUUACAAUUGCAUGGAAUAAACCGCUUUAUGAUGGUGGCUCAGAAAUCACGGGAUAUAUCGUUGAGACCUGUGUACCAGGCACUGAAGAGGAGGAAUGGACAAUUGUUUCUCCUAAAGAAGGACUGAAAGGAACAUCAUUUACAAUAACAAAUCUUAAGGAAAAUCAAGAAUACAAAAUCAAUAUCUCAGCUGUCAACAGUGAAGGUGUUGGAGAAGCUGCAUCUGUUCCUGGUUCACCAAAGGCUGAAGAACGACUUUUACCACCAGAAAUUGACCUUGAUGCUGAUCUCCGUAAGGUUGUGAACAUCAGAGCCUGUAACACAUUAAGACUCUUCGUGCCAAUUCGAGGAAGACCAACUCCAGAGGUCAAAUGGUCAAGAGAGAACGAUGAACCAUUGGACAGAGCUACUAUUGAAAGCACGUCAUCUUUCACAUCUCUAGUCGUGGGAAAUGUGAAUAGAUUUGAUAGCGGUAAAUAUAAUCUAACUGUUGAAAACAGCUCAGGAAGCAAGACAGUUUCUGUAACUGUUAGAGUUCUAGACACACCCGGAGCACCACAAAAUCUCCAAAUCAGCAAAGUUACCAGAGACUCUGUCUCACUGAUAUGGGAUCCUCCACUAAAUGAUGGAGGCACAAAUGUUAAGAACUAUGUUGUAGAGAAGCGUGAGGCAACAAGAAAGGCCUAUGCUACAGUCAAUGCUAAUUGUCACAAAACUACAUGGACUAUUGAGCAACUUCAGGAAGGAUGCAAUUACUACUUCAGAGUUCUGGCAGAAAAUAUGUAUGGCAUCGGCCUACCUAUUGAAACCCCUGAAUCAGUCAAAGUGUCAGAGAAACCGCUUCCACCAGGAAAGAUUACACUCCAAGACGUUACAAAAACGAGUGUUUCACUUUCAUGGGAGAAGCCUGAACACGAUGGAGGCAGUAGAGUCGUUGCAUAUGUUGUGGAGAUGCUAAGUAAAGGCAGUGAGAAAUGGACACAGUCUAUGAUCGUUAAAGUUCCAGAAGCAGUUAUUACUGGGCUUACUCCUGGUGAGGAGUACAUGUUCCGUGUUUCAGCAAGGAAUGAAAAGGGCACCAGUGACCCACGACAAAUUGGUGUUCCAGUGAUUACUAAAGACCUUGUAAUUGCUCCAUCUGCUAAGCUGCUAUUUUCAACGUUUAGUGUCCUUGCUGGAGAGGAUUUGACGAUAGAUAUUCCAUAUACUGCUCGUCCCAAAGCCACUGUUUCCUGGGUGAAGGAUGAUGCACCACUCAAACGUACCACAAGGGUUAAUUUCUCUUCCACAGACACCAAGCUGAAUCUUGUAAUCAAAGAAGCAUGUAGAGAUGAUGUCGGACAGUACAGCAUAAAACUCUCUAACACCGCUGGGGAGACAUCAGUGAACAUUGGAGUAGUUGUUCUUGAUAAACCAGGCCCACCACUUGGCCCAGUAAAAGUUGAGGAGGUAACAUCUGACAGUGUCACUAUUUCAUGGAAACCACCAGAGUAUGAUGGAGGCUGCACCAUUAAGAAUUAUAUGGUGGAGAAAAGAGACACCUCGACUACAAACUGGGUGAUUGUGGCAGCAAAUCUAGCCAGAACCAAGGUCAAAGCUGGAAGACUUAAAACAGGAACUGAAUAUCAAUUCAGAAUCACUGCUGAGAACAGAUAUGGGAAGAGUCCUCUGCUUGUUUCUGAGUGUGUUGUGGCACAGUAUCCAUAUAAGCUUCCGGGACCUCCUGGAACACCCUUCAUUCACUCUUCAACUAAAGACAGCAUGCUUGUGGUGUGGAAUGAGCCAGUCAUUGAUGGCGGAAGCACAAUUCUGGGGUACCAUCUUGAACGUAAAGAAAGAAACAGCAUCCUCUGGAUUAAGCUCAAUAAGAGCAUAAUUAAAGAUACAACUUACAAGACCACAGGCCUUGAAGAAGGACUUGAAUAUGAAUUCAGAGUCUAUGCUGAAAACAUUGUUGGUAUCGGUAAGGCAAGCAAAAUCUCAGAGGGCCAUGUUGCUCGAGACCCUUGUGAUCCACCUGGCACCCCUGAGGCAGUUAAAAUCACACGAGAUUCUAUCACAAUCACAUGGACCAAGCCUGAGUAUGACGGUGGAAGCAAAGUCACCGGCUAUAUUGUUGAAAAGAAGGAAUUGCCCGAAGGACGCUGGAUAAAGGCCAACUUUACCAAUGUUAUCGAGACAGAGUAUACAGCAACAGGUAUUGUAGAAGACCAAAAAUAUGAGUUCCGUGUCAUUGCAAGAAAUGCAGCUGCAGUUUUUAGUGGUCCUUCCUACAGCACUGGACCAAUUACUGCAAAGGAUGAGAUUGAGCCACCUCGCAUUAGCAUUGAUCCACAGUACACACAAACAAUUGUGAUAAAUGCAGGGGAGACAUUUAAGAUUGAUGCAGAUGUUCACGGAAAACCACUACCAACAAUUCACUGGAUGAAAGGAGAUCAAGAACUUGGUAACACCAUACAUCGUGUGAUUAAAAACACUGAUCGCUUUGCUUGUUUGUCUGUUAAAGAGGCCAAACUUGCUGAUGGAGGCCAGUAUACUUUGCUGCUAAGAAACCCAGGUGGUGAGAAAACUGUUAAUGUAAAUGUCAGAGUCCUGGAUAAACCUAGUGCACCAGAGGGUCCCAUCGUCAUUACAGAUGUUACCAGUGAACAGUGCUGCCUUUCUUGGAAACCUCCCAAAUUGGAUGGUGGAAGCAAGAUUACUCACUAUACUGUUGAACGAAGAGAGACAAGCAGACUUAUUUGGACACUGGUUGAUGCUAAAGUUCCAACGGAAACUAUAAAAGUCACAAAACUUCUCGAGGGCAAUGAAUACAUUUUCAGGGUUCAACCAGUGAAUAAAUAUGGAGUUGGAGAAGCACUUCAGUCAGACCCAGUUCUUAUUAAGGAUCCAUUUAUGCUUCCAGACUCUCCAAAAGGACUUGAAGUCUCCAAUGUCAAGAAAGACUCAAUGGUAUUGAGUUGGGAGGCACCUACAAGUAAUGGUGGUACUCCUAUUAUUGGAUACAUUAUUGAGAAACAUGACAAGGAGGGUGUAAGAUGGAUCAGAUGCAACAGACAAGUUGUCACUGACCUUAGCUUUAAAGUUACAGGACUACUCGAAGGACAUCUCUAUGAAUUCAGAGUUGCAGCUGAAAAUGCUGUUGGAGCUGGAGAGCCAAGCUCAGCAACGGUAUACUAUAAGGCUCAGGAUCCUGUAUUCAAGCCAGGGGCACCACAUAAUCCUAAAGUGAUUGACACAACCAAAUCAUCUGUGUCACUCGCAUGGGGAAAACCUAUUUAUGAUGGUGGGUGUGAAAUCCAAGGAUAUAUUGUAGAGUUGUGUGAGGUAAAAGCUCCAGCAGCAGAAGUAAAACCCGCUCAAGAGGGCGAAGCAGCAGCAGACGUCACAGUCGCUGAAGAAUGGACAAUGUGCACCCCACCAACCGGUGUUAAAUUAACAUCCUUUAUUGUGGAAAAACUGAAAGAAAAACAGGAAUACAAAUUCAGGGUUUGUGCAAUCAACAAGGUGGGUGUUGGUGAGCAUGCAGAUGUUGCUGGCCACAUCCUUCCAGAGGACAAGACUGAAGAGCCAGAUCUUGACAUAGAUUCUGAGUUCAGGAAGCUUGUCAAUAUUAAAGCUGGAGGAUCUCUCCGAAUUUUCAUUUCCAUCAAAGGACGUCCUGCGCCUCAGAUUAAAUGGGAGAAAGAUGAAUGCCCGAUUAAAGAGACAGCUCAAGUUGAGGUUACAAGUAGUUACACUUCUCUUGUGAUUGACAAAGUAAACAGAAAUGAUAGUGGAAAAUACUGUGUAAUUGCAGAAAACUCUUCUGGUGUAAAGUCUGCAACUAUUAGCGUAAGGGUCCUUGACACACCCAGUGCUCCAGUUAAUCUGAAGGUACAAGAAAUCACAAGAGAGUCUGUCACACUGUCAUGGGAACCUCCUACUCUGGAUGGAGGAGCCAAGAUAAAAAAUUACAUCGUUGAAAAACGUGAAACUACAAGAAAAACUUUCUCCGCUGUGGUGACAAAUUGCCAUAAAUUGUCCUGGAAGAUUGAUCCACUUCAAGAGGGCUGCAGUUACUAUUUCAGAGUUCUUGCAGAAAAUGAGCAUGGCAUUGGAUUACCUGCCGAUAUUACCGAUCCUCUGAAAGUAUCAGAAGUGCCUCAAUGUCCUGGAAAAUUAAGUGUUGUUGAUGUAACGAAAACAAGUGUCUCUCUUGCCUGGGAAAGACCUGUUCAUGAUGGCGGCAGUAGAAUCCUCCAGUACCUUGUUGAAAUGCAAGUGAAAGGAAAUGAGAAAUGGUCUUGUUGUACAAAUGUAAAAACACUAGAGGCUGUUAUUAAUAAUCUGAACCCAGGUGAAGAGUACACUUUUAGAGUAAUUGCUGUUAAUGAGAAAGGAAAGAGUGACCCCAGAACACUUGCUGUACCAGUACAAGCAAAGGAUCUAGUCAUCGAACCAGAUGUUAGACCUGCAUUUACCAAUUACAGUGUUCGUGUCGGAAAAGACCUACAGGUUGAAAUUCCAGUGUCAGGACGCCCCAAACCAAAGGUCACAUGGACAAAGGAUGGCGCUUCACUUAAAUUUACAACAAGAGUGAACAUUUCUAAUACACCACAUAGCACAAUUCUAAGUAUCAAAGAAGCUGCCAGAGAGGAUGGUGGCAUGUACGGAAUUAACGUUUCAAAUGUGGUUGGACAAAAGGAUGCAACUGUUGAAAUCAUCACUCUUGACAAACCAGGCCCACCAUCUGGCCCCGUAAGAUUUAAUGAGGUAACAGUAUCAAGUGUAACACUGUCAUGGGACCCACCAAAGUACACUGGUGGUUGUCCAGUUUCAAACUACAUUGUACAAAAGAGAGACACAACUACCACCACAUGGGAAAAUGUCUCUGUCUCUGUGGCAAGAACAACGCUAAAAGCUCUCAGACUAAAGACUGGUUCUGAGUAUCAGUUCAGGAUUAUUGCUCAGAACAGGCUCGGCAAGAGUUUUGCAUUAGAUUCUUCAGCUGUUGUAGCUCAAUACCCAUACAGAGAACCCGGUCCACCUGGUACUCCAUUCGUGUCAUCCUUGUCAAGAGAUCACAUGGUUGUUGAGUGGCAUGAACCAGUUUCAGAUGGAGGCAGUACUGUUAUUGGAUAUCAUCUUGAAAGAAAAGAGAGAAACAGUAUCCUUUGGACAAAAAUUAACAAAACACUUAUUCAAGACACAAAAUUCAAAACCAGCCCACUGGAAGAAGGUAUUGAAUAUGAGUUCAGGGUGUAUGCUGAGAACAUUGUUGGCAUUGGUCGGUGCAGUAAAAUCUCAGAGGGCUACAUAGCCCGUGACCCAUGUGAUCCACCAGGCACUCCAGAAGCUAUCCAUGUCACCAAGGACUCAAUAACAAUCCAGUGGACAAAGCCAGAAUAUGACGGAGGAAGUGUAAUAACUGGCUACACUGUUGAAAAACGUGAUCUUCCAGAAGGACGCUGGACAAAAGCUAGUUUCACAAAUGUCAUUGAAACGCAAUUUACUAUUACUGGACUUACAGAGGGAGCCAAAUAUGACUUUAGAGUAUAUGCAAAGAAUGCUGUUGGCACUAUUAGCAUACCAUCUUUCAACAGUGGACCUAUUGCUGCGCUGGAUGAAGUUGAGCCGCCAAAGUUUUCAAUUGAUCCUGAAUUUACCAAAACUCUUAUUGUCAAUGCUGGUGAUACGUUCAAACUUGAUGCAGAUGUCCAUGGCAAACCAGUACCAACAAUUCAGUGGUUCAAGGGUGACAAGCAACUUGAAAACACUUUAAGAUGUGAGAUUAAGAACACUGAAACCAGAGCUAUGAUUGUAGUAAAGGAUGCACUCAGACAUGAUUCUGGAGACUAUAAUCUUCAUCUUAAUAAUGUUGCUGGUUCACAAACAUUUUCAUUCCAAGUAAAAGUAAUGGAUAAACCCAGUCAACCAGAAGGGCCUCUUAAUGUCACAGGCGUAUCAAGUGAUAAAUGCACACUGUCAUGGCGUCCCCCACAACAUGAUGGUGGAAGCACAGUCACUCAUUAUAUUAUUGAAAGACGUGAAACAAGUCGCCUUGCUUGGGCUGUUGUCUCUAGUGACUGUAAAGCCACAACGUUGAAAGUAACAAACCUUCUUGAAGGCAAUGAAUAUAUCUUCCGUGUCAUGGCUGUCAACAGCCACGGUGUUAGCGAGUCUAUCACCUCGUCAUCUGUAUUAAUUAAGAAUCCUUUUGUACCCCCUGGAUCACCACAUAUUUUGGAAGUGACCAACAUUGCCCGGGAUGCUAUGACUGUGUGCUGGAGUGCACCAGAGGUUGAUGGUGGAAGUCCCAUUAUUGGGUACAUAAUUGAAAAGAAAGAUCGUUCUGGAAUAAAGUGGACCAGGUGCAACAGACAGAAGGUGACGGAUGUAUGUUUCAGAGUGCAAGGUUUGAUAGAGGAUCAUGAGUAUGAGUUCAGAGUUUCAGCUGAAAAUACAGCUGGAAUUGGUGAACCUAGCUUACCAACAUCAUACUACAAGGCUUGUGAUCCUAAAUAUAAACCUGGCCCACCCACAAAUGCACAUGUGAUUGACACCACAAAGAGCUCAAUUUCAUUGGCAUGGGGUAAACCCCUUAAUGAUGGUGGAAGUGCUAUUCAAGGAUACAUUGUUGAGAUAUGCAAAGCUGAGGAGGAUGCAUGGACUAUGUGCACUCCCCCAACUGGUUUGCGUGUCAAUAAAUUUGAAAUCUCCAAACUAACCGAACAACAGGAAUAUAAGAUUCAGAUCUGUGCCAUCAAUAAACUCGGUGUGGGUGAGUCUGCAGUAAUUCCUGGCACUGUCAAACCAGAGGACAAACUUGAAAUUCCUGAAAUUUAUCUUGAUUCAGAGCUAAGGAAAGGCAUAGUUGUUCGUGCAGGAGGAUCAGUAAGAAUCAACGUGCCUUUCAAAGGAAGACCAGCGCCAGAAAUUAAAUGGACUAAGGAUGAAGGAGAAUUGUCAGAGAGGACAGUGAUUGAAAAGGGUCUGAAUUUUACACAGCUUUCGAUUGACUCAUGUGACAGAAGGGAUUCUGGAAAAUACACCGUUUCCCUUCAGAACAGCAGUGGCUCUGUGUCUGAAUUUGUAGCCGUAAAAGUAUUAGAUACUCCAGGAGCUCCGCUCAACCUGGUGGUAAAAGAUGUUAAAACAGACUCGAUUACACUGGUCUGGGAUCCACCACUUACUGAUGGAGGUGCUAAAAUAAAACAUUACGUUGUUGAUAAGCGUGAAUCCACAAGAAAAGCGUAUGCUAAUGUCACAGCCAAGUGUAGCAAGACAACCUUUAAGGUGGAAAAUCUUGCAGAAGGAUCUAUGUACUACUUCAGAGUUAUGGCUGAAAACGAAUAUGGAAUUGGUCUACCAGUUGAAACCAAGACUGCAUCAAAGGCCUCUGAAGUUCCUCUGCCAGUUGACAAGGUCAUGUUAACUGAUGUUACAAAAGUCAGUGCAUCUCUAGCCUGGGAGAAACCAGAGCAUGAUGGUGGAAGCAGAAUUGCAGGCUACCUAAUUGAAAUGCAACCCAAGGGAACAGACAAGUGGGGUGUCGCAGCAUCUGUCAAAACAUGUGAAGGCACAGUUACUGGACUAACAGCAGGCCAAGAAUAUCUGUUCCGUCUUAUUGCUUAUAAUGAGAAAGGAAAGAGUGAGCCGAAGCUCCUUGCUGCACCUGUUAUUGCCAAUGAUUUAACAAUUGAACCCAGCCUGAAAGUGCAGUUCAAUACAUACAGUGUCAAAUCCGGUAAUGAUCUCAAACUGGAAAUACCUGUAUUUGGACGUCCAAAGCCAAAGGUAACUUGGAUAAAAGAUGGACAAGCUCUUAAAGUGACAUCAAGAAUCAGUACUUCAAACACACCUACAUCAGCUAUUAUUCAGAUUACUGAGGCCAAUAAAGAUGAUUUUGGAAAGUAUUCAAUCACUGCAACAAACACUGCUGGAACGAUCACAGAGGAGAUUGGAAUUAUUAUUCUUGAUAAGCCUGGUCAGCCAACAGGUCCAAUUAAAGUCAAUGAAGUGACCAACAGCUCUGUCACAAUCUCAUGGGAUCCUCCAUCAUACAUUGGUGGCUGCCAGAUAAAGCAUUAUAUCGUUGAAAAGCGUGACACUACGACAACAACAUGGGAAAGUGUAGCUGGAUCAGUUGCCAGGACAUCACUUAAAAUAACAAAACUUAAAACCAGUGCUGAAUACCAGUUUAGAGUCAUUGCUGAAAACCGAUAUGGUAAAAGUGCAGCUUUGGAGUCCAAGGCUAUUCUUGUUCAGUAUCCAUAUAAACCUCCUGGACCACCUGGAACUCCAUUUGUAAAGUCUGCCACUAAGGAACAAAUGAUAAUUGAGUGGAAUGAACCUGUUAAUGAUGGUGGAAGCUCAGUGAUUGGAUACCACCUGGAGAGCAAAGAACGAACAAGCAUCCUAUGGACAAAGCUGAACAAAACUCUCAUUACUGAUACCAUGUUUAAGAUAUGUAAUCUUGAGGAGGGCGCUGGUUAUGAAUACAGAGUCUAUGCUGAGAACAUUGUUGGUAUCGGCAGAGCCAGCAAGGUUUCAGAGAGUUUUGUAGCCCGUGAUCCAUGUGAUCCACCUGGUACUCCAGAAGCUAUUGCUGUAUCAAAUAACCAUAUUUUAAUAAAGUGGACAAAGCCUCAAUAUGAUGGUGGCAGCAAAGUGACUGGAUAUAUCGUUGAAAAGAGAGACUUGCCCCAAGGCCACUGGAUGAGAGAAAACUUCACUAACAUAAUUGAGACUGAAUAUGACAUUACUGGUUUAACAGCAGACCAACAGUAUGAAUUUAGAGUAAUAGCAAGAAAUGCUGCUGGUAUUUUCAGUGAACCUUCUGAGACCACUGGACCAAUUACUGCAAAAGAUGAAAUUGAACCUCCAACUGUUUCGAUGGAUCCUAAGUACAAGGAUGUCAUUGUUAUAAAUGCUGGAGAGAAUUUAGUUCUUGAUGCAGAUAUACAUGGAAAACCCAUUCCUGAUGUCCAGUGGGUAAAAGAAGGAAAGGAAAUAUUUAGGACUCUACGGACUGAGAUAAAAACAACCCAGAAGAGUGCCAGUAUUACGAUCAAAGACUGCAGAAGAUUAGACAGUGGCCAUUAUGAUCUUGUACUGAAGAACCCUGGUGGCACUAAAACAAUUCCGAUCACUGUGAGAGUUCUUGAUACACCUGGUUCUCCUACUGGUCCACUACGGGUAUUUGGUGUUAUGUCUGAUAGAUGUACUUUGGCCUGGACUGAGCCUUCUCUGGAUGGUGGUGCUAACAUUUCUCACUACAUUCUUGAAAAGAAAGAAACCAGCCGGUUGUCAUGGACUCUGGUUGAAUCUACCAUUCAAGCUACCAGCUACAAAGUAACAAAUCUUCUGCCUGGUGAUGAAUACAUUUUCAGAGUUAAAGCUGUGAACAAAUAUGGAAUUGGUGACCCGCUGGAGUCUGAGCCAGUAAUUGCUUGCAAUCCAUAUAAACCACCAAGUGCACCAUCAGCACCAGAAGCAAGUAAAAUAACCAAGGAUUCAAUCGUUCUUUCAUGGAAUGCCCCGGAAAGUGAUGGUGGAACAGAAAUUAUUGGUUAUCAUCUGGAGAAACGGGACAAAGAUGGAGUAAGAUGGACCAAAUGCAACAGACAAAAGCUAACUGACCUUCACUUUACCGUUACUGGUCUUUCUGAAGGACAUUUCUAUGAAUUCCGUGUGGCUGCAGAAAAUGCAGCUGGUGUGGGAGUACUAAGUGACUUAUCCAACUUCUACAGAGCAAUAAAUGCACUGACUCCUCCCGGACCACCACAUCAUCCUAAAGUUACUGACACUUCGACCUCAUCAGUCUCUCUGGCUUGGGGUAAACCGGCUUAUAAUGGUGGAGCAUACAUUAAAGGUUAUGUUGUUGAGAUGAAAGAGGUAUCUGCAGAAGACUGGACCAUAUGUACACCUCCAGCAGGUUUACAAGCAACACGCCUGACAGUGGAGAACCUGAGAGAAAACGCAGAGUAUAAUUUCCGUGUGUGCGCCAUUAAUUCUGAAGGAGUUGGUGAACCUGCAGACGUCCAUGGCUCAGUGAUUGCAGUCGAAAGAAUUGAAGCACCAGAGAUUGAACUUGAUGCUAACCUCAGGAAGGUCGUCUCCGUCCGGGCAGGUGGUUCACUUCGUCUUUUCGUCAGAAUUAGAGGAAGACCUGAACCAUCUGUGAAAUGGGAGAAAGAAGAAGGUGCUUUAACUGACCGUGCACUGAUUGAGUCCACAAGUUCAUACACUAUGUUGGUAAUUGACAAUGUCAAUAGAUUUGACAGCGGGAAAUAUGUCCUGACUCUUACGAAUAAGAGUGCCGAAAAGUCAGCGUUUGUAAAUGUCAGGGUGCUUGACUCACCAAGUGCACCACAGAACUUUGAGGUCAAGGAAGUUAAGAAGGAUUCAGUGACACUCUACUGGGAGGCUCCUCUUACUGAUGGUGGCGCGCACAUAACCAAUUACAUCGUGGAAAAGCGGGAGUCUACAAGAAAAGCCUACACAACUGUCACCAGCAACUGCACACAAAAUUUCUUUAAGAUAGAAGACUUGCAGGAGGGAGGAAUCUUCUACUUCAGAGUGUGUGCUAUUAAUGAGUAUGGUAUGGGUAUAAUGGCAGAAACUAAAAAUCCUGUCAAAGUUGCCCAGGCUCCUAUGCCCCCAGGAAAGAUAACCCUUGUGGAUGUUACCAAGAACUCUGUGACUCUCAGUUGGGUAAAACCGGCACAUGAUGGUGGCAGCAAAGUCAUUUGCUAUAACUUAGAGAUGCAGCCAAAAGGCACUGACAAAUGGGGUGUGAGCUGCACUGUGAAAGUUCCAGAGGCUACUGUAACAAACCUUACACCCGGAGAAACAUACUCUUUUAGAGUAAUUGCAAUUAAUGAAAAGGGCAAAAGUGAACCACAAGAACUUGGUGUCCCUGUCUGUGCUAAAGACAUAGAGAUAGAACCAACGAUUAAUCUCUUAUUCAAUACUUUCAGCGUAAAUGCUGGAAAGGACCUUACAAUUGAAAUUCCUGUUAGAGGUAGGCCAAAGCCAGUGGUUUCAUGGAAAAAGGAUGACCUUCCUCUUAAGCAAACAUCAUCUCUGACAUUAAUAAAUACUGUGGUAUCAAGCAAGAUUGCAAUCAAAGAAGCUUCUACUGAGCAUGUUGGAAAAUAUGAAUUUACCUUAUCCAACACAGCUGGCACAGUUUCCACAGAUAUAAAUGUUGUGGUUCUUGACAAGCCAGGCCCACCAGCUGCGGUAAAGGUUGAUGCUGUCACUGCUGACAGCGUCACACUAUCAUGGUCUCCACCUGAAUAUGAUGGAGGAUGCUCCAUAAAUAACUACAUUGUUGAGAAAAGAGAUACCAACACAACAGUAUGGGAGAUUGUUUCAUCAAAUGUUGCCAGGAACUCAAUCAAGGUGCCCAGAUUAACACACGGCUCUGAAUACCAAUUCCGUAUAUAUGCAGUGAACCGCUACGGAAAGAGUAAAUCUAUUGACUCUCCAGGAAUUACAGCGGAAUAUACAUUCAAACAGCCCGGACCACCUUCUACCCCACGUGUGGCUUAUGCCACUAAGUCAUAUAUGAUUGUGACAUGGAAUGAACCAGUCAAUGAUGGUGGUAGCACAGUUGUUGGAUAUCAUUUGGAACGCAAGGAGAGAAGCAGCAUUCUUUGGACGAAGGUGAACAGGGUUCUCAUCAAAGAUACUGAACUGAAAGUAACCGCCCUUGACGAGGGUAUGUUCUAUGAAUACCGUGUAUAUGCUGAAAACAUUGCUGGUAUUGGUAAGGUCAGCAAAGUAAGCGAGGCUAUAGCUGCAAGAGAUCCUUGCGAUCCUCCCGGCCAACCAGUGGUUACAAGCAUUACUAGAUCAUCUGUAUCUCUUUCUUGGAAAAAGCCUGAAUAUGAUGGAGGGGCGAAGGUUACAGGCUACGUUGUAGAACGUAGAGAUCUUCCAGAUGGCCGCUGGAUGAGAUGCAAUUUCACCAACAUUGCUGAAACAUACUUUGAUGUUACUGGUCUUACCGAAGAUCAGCAAUAUGAUUUCCAUGUCACUGCAAAGAAUGCUGCUGGACUGUUCAGUGAGCCAUCCGACAACACAGGCCCUGUUUUAGUUAAGGAUGAUGUAGAUCCACCACGCAUUAUGAUGGAUGUCAAGUUUACAGAUGUUGUGGUUGUGAAAGCUGGAGAAACCCUAAAGAUUACUGCUGACAUUGCUGGGCGACCACUACCAGUGGCUUCCUGGUCAAAAGAUGGAAAAGAUAUUCAGAUCCAAGCAAGAAUUCAGAUAACUUCAACUGAUACAAGCACAAUGGUAGUAGUGAAAGACACCAGAAGAAGUGAUUCUGGACAGUAUGCCCUAACACUACAAAAUGCUGCUGGAACUGUAACAACACCAGUGAAAUGUGUAAUCCUUGAUAAACCAGGACCCUCAGCAGGGCCAUUGUCAGUCAGUGACUGUACAGCAGAAGACUGCACUUUGUCAUGGGGGCCACCACAGGAAAUUGGUGGUGCAGAAAUCACACAUUAUGUUGUUCAGAGAAGAGAAACCAGCAGUUUGGCAUGGACGACUGUAAAUGGGGAGGUCAAAGCUAAAACAUACAAGGUCACAAAACUCCUCAAAGGCAAUGAAUAUAUCUUCAGAGUUUUGGCUGUCAAUAAGUUUGGACUUGGUGAGCCUCUUCAAAGUGAACUUGUCAAAGUCACUGAUCCAUUCACCUUUGCUUCAGCACCAACAAAUGUCGAAAUCACAGAUGUGACCAGUGAAGAGAUGACUCUUACUUGGGCUAAGCCUGCAUUUGAUGGAGGCAGUGAAAUUUGUGGUUAUGUGAUAGAAAGACGUGAGAAAUCAAGUCUUCGAUGGGUCCGAGUAAACAAGGAGCUUAUAAAAGACCUUACAUCUGUAGUAUCCAAACUAAGAAAAGGAUGUGAAUAUGAAUUUAGAGUAUUUGCAGAAAAUGCUGCAGGAUUAAGUCCUCCCAGUGAACUAUCUGCUUCAGCAGUGGCAAAGGAUGCAUUACUGGUGCCAGAUGCACCAACUAAACCAAAAGUUUUGGAUCACACUAAGAGCUCAGUUACAAUCACCUGGAAUAAGCCCCUGUCUGACGGUGGCGCUCAAGUUCUUGGAUACUGUGUACAAUACAAGAAAACUGCGGAUGAGGAAUGGGUUGUUGCCAUCCAGAUGACAAAGAGCACAGAGUACAUUGUCUCUGGUCUCACAACUGAUGCAGAAUACGUCUUUGCAGUAAAAGCAAUGAACAAAAUAGGCUUGAGCGAACAAUCUCCCAUAUCAGAGCCACAGGCAGCAGUAGACAGAAAAGAGGAACCAGUAUUUGAUGUUGACAUUGAGAUGAGGAAAACAUUGAUUGUCAAGCAUGGCCAUUCUUUUACUCUGACAGCACCAUUUAAAGGAGUACCUGUGCCUUCAGUCACAUGGCAUAAGGAAAAUGUAGAUCUCAAAUUAAGAGCUACAACGGAAACAACUGGAAAAUACACAUCCCUCACUAUUGAGAAGGCAACAAGAAAUGACUCUGGGCAAUAUACAGUUACACUUGAUAAUGGUUGUGGUACUGCAUCGUUGCCAAUGGUUGUCAAAGUUCUAGACUCCCCAGGACCACCAGUUAAUGUGAAAAUUCAGGAUGUCACAAGAGACUCAGCCACAGUAACCUGGGAAGCUCCAGAAAACGAUGGGGGUGAUGCUGUUAAGGCUUACCAUGUUGAAAAACGUGAAGCCAGCAAAAAGGCCUGGGUGUGUGUAACAAAUAACUGUCACAAUCUGACCUACAAGGUAGAAGACUUGGUAGAAGGUGCAAUCUACUACUUUAGAGUCAUCGCAGAGAAUGAGUACGGUAUGGGUGUACCUGCGGAAACUAAAGACGCAACUAAGAUAACAGAAAUACCAAGUCCACCCGCCAGACUCGGAGUAGCUGAAGUUACAAAAGAUAGUGUUACUUUAGCAUGGACAAAGCCAGAGCAUGAUGGUGGAAGCAGAAUUGCCAGCUACCUCAUUGAUGCUUUAGAGAAGGGUCAUCAGAAGUGGGUGAAAUGUGCAGUUGUUAAAAACACCACUCAUACAAUCAAAGGCUUAAGAGAAAAUGCUGAGUACUUCUUCAGAGUCCGUGCAGAAAACCAUGCAGGGCUCAGUGAUCCAAAGGAAAUGGUGAUCCCUGUGGUUGUGAAAGAUCAACUUGAUGCUCCUGAAUUUAAUAUGAAGAACUUCCCGAACAACACUGUUUAUGUGAGGGUAGGAUCAAAUCUGAAGUUUGAACUUCCUCUCACUGGCAAGCCAAUGCCGAAAGUGGCAAUGACAAGAAACAAUGUUCCAGUCAGGUGUGGAAAGAGAUUUAGUUUUGAAGUAACACCAGAGAGUCUUAAUAUCAGCCUCAAAGAAAGCAUCGCAGUUGAUGCUGGAAGGUAUGACAUUGUUGCAUCCAAUUCGAGCGGAACAACCAAGAUGUUCGUUAACAUACUGGUGUUGGACAGACCUGGCCCUCCGGUUGGUCCAGUUGAAAUCAGUGAUAUUGGGGAAACAAGUCUGUGCCUCAAAUGGCAGCCACCUUUGUAUGAUGGCGGCAGCCCUGUUACCAACUAUGUUGUGCUUAGACGUGAAACAAGCACACCAGCAUGGGUAGAGGUGUCUUCCACAGUUGCCAGAAAUGCAAUUAAAGUCACCAAACUAACAAAGGGAGAAGGAUACCAGUUCCGAAUUAAAGCAGAAAAUCGCCUUGGUAUCAGUGAUCACAUGGACUCUCACACAGUUACUGUGAAGCUUCCAUACACAAUUCCUGGACCACCAUCAACACCAUGGCUGGGCUUUGUUUCGAGAGAAAGCCUUCUUGUUUGUUGGCAUGAACCAGUAGUAGACGGUGGCAACUCAGUAUUUGGAUACCACGUUCAAAUGAAGGAAAGAAGCAGCAUUCUGUGGCAAAAAGUAAACAAGACAGCAAUCCCUGCUAAUCAAAUCAGGGUGACAAACAUAUGCCCUGGUAUGAUCUAUGAAUUCAAGGUUGCAGCUGAAAAUGCUGCUGGUAUUGGAAAAUUCAGCAAAACAUCAGAGGAAGUCCUCGCUAUCGACGCUUGUGAACCUCCGGCAAAUGUAAGAGUUACUGAAGUUACAAAGAACUCAGUUAGCCUAGUCUGGCAGAAGCCUCCUUAUGAUGGUGGAAGCAAGAUCUCUGGCUAUAUGGUUGAGAGAAGAGAUGCUACAAAUGGCAGAUGGACAAAAGCUAACUUUACUAACGUUAUUGAGAAGAAAUUUACGGUGUCUGGCUUGACCCAAGAUCAGUCGUAUGAAUUCAGAGUCUUUGCCAAGAAUGCAGUUGGCUCUAUAAGCAACCCAUCUCUUAUUGCUGGACCAGUAACCUGUGUUGAUGUUUCUGGUGCUCCUGCAAUCGACCUGCCUCCUGAGUACCUGGAUGUUGUGCAAUAUAAAGCUGGGGCGUCUAUAAAGAUAAGACUGGGCAUUAUUGCUAAGCCUUUACCAUCAAUUGAAUGGCUAAAGGAUGGAAAAGAAUUAGUGACAAGUUCACAGCUUUCAAUCGAGAGCACCACUGAUUCUUCCGCCAUCCUAAUUAAAGAUUCCACUCGUCUUAACACUGGAACAUAUGAAAUGAAGAUCAAGAAUGUGUUUGGCACAGCAACUGCCUCCAUAAGACUACAGAUUCUAGACAAACCUGGACCUCCAGCUGGAAACAUUGAGUUUAAAUCAGUGACUGCUGACACCAUAGUCAUUGCUUGGGAACGAGUAUCAGAUGAAGGCAGUUCCACAGUCACCCAUUAUAUUGUGGAAAAACGAGAGACAAGCAGAGUUGUGUGGUCCAUGGUUUCUGACUGUAUGGAGGAGCACACGGUCUCAGUUCAAAAGCUAGUCAGGGGAAAUGAAUAUGUCUUCCGUGUCAGAGGUGUCAACAAAUUCGGACCCGGAGAUCCUUUGGAGUCUGAUCCUGUUAUUGCCAAGAAUCCAUUCGUGACUCCCGGACAGCCUGCCACUCCAGAGGCGACAGAAAUCACCAAAACAUCUAUGAAGAUUGUAUGGGAUAAGCCAGGAGUAGAUGGUGGUAGCAUGGUGACAGGAUACUACUUACAGAGACGUGACAAGAAUCAUCUGCGCUGGAUUAAGGUCUACAAAGACCCCGUUAGUGGCACCUCAGCAAAGGUGUAUCACCUGACCGAAGGAAAUGAAUAUCAAUAUCGUGUAUGUGCAAUCAAUAAAGCUGGAGAAGGUCCAUUUUCAGAUGUAUCUGACUUCUACAAAGCAGCUGAUCCUGUUGAUACACCAUGUGAGCCUGCUAAGCUCAAAGUUGUUGACUCAACUAAAACAUCAAUUACACUUGGAUGGUCCAAGCCAGAGUAUGAUGGAGGCAGUGAAAUAACAAGCUAUGUUGUAGAAAAAAGGGUUGGUGAAGAAGGAGAAUGGACAGUGAUAAGUCAAAAGGGUGAAGUCAGAACUACUGAAUAUGUUGCUUCAGAUCUUAAACCAGAUGUUGACUAUUUCUUCCGUGUAUCUGCUGUGAACUGUGCGGGUCGUGGGGACCCCAUAGAGAUGGAGGAACCAGUCCAAGCUAAAGAUAUACUUGAGGAAGCCCAAGUUGACAAAGAUGUUGCAAUGAGAACUCAUUACAUUGUGAAAGCUGGCAAAGACAUUGAGAUGAUGGUGCCUCUGAAGGGUAGACCAGCUCCAACUGUUUCUUGGACGAAAGAAGACCAAAACAUAGAUAAUGACCCCAAAUAUGACAUUCACAACACGGAUACUUCAUCGUGCCUUGUCCUUUCAAAUGUAACACGAAAUGACAGUGGCAAAUACACCAUCAAGAUUUCAAAUGGGGUAGGACAGCCACAAACCGUAACAUUAUCUGUAAAAGUACAGGACACACCAUCUGCCUGUAGAAACUUGGUCCUAAAAGAUGUCACUCGUGGCCAAGUGACUCUUUGCUGGGAACCUCCUCUCCUUGAUGGUGGUGCUGAAAUCACUAACUACAUUGUUUCGAAAAGAGACUCUUCUAAACGCACAUAUGCUGCAGUGACCAGCAAGUGCCUGGAAACAACAUAUUUAAUAGACGAACUUUCUGAGAAGACAUCAUACUUUUUCCGUGUACUAGCUGAAAAUGAAAAUGGAAUUGGUGAUCCAUGUAACACAGCAGAGGCAAUUAAAGCCACUGAGACACCUGGUCCAGUCAAAGAUCUUGCUAUGAAGGACUCCUCCAAGACAUCGGUGACACUACAGUGGAACAAACCAGAAUAUGAUGGUGGUAGCAUUAUUACUGAUUAUAUCAUUGAAAAGAGACUUCAAGGUCAAGAAGAGUGGGCUCCUGCUGGUACAAGCAAACACUUGGAAUUUGAGGCCACAAAACUUAAGGAACUCACAGAGAUGUUCUUUAGAGUCUGUGCUAAGAAUGAAAAGGGAACCAGUGACUUUAAAAAGAUUGGCCCAAUUAAAGUAAAAGAUUUUAUCAUCCCACCAGAGGCGAACCUUGAGGAGUAUCCUAAUGAACAGGUCAGUGUUCGCAUCGGACACAAUGUACAUAUUGAGUUGCCAUACAGAGGAAAGCCCAAACCAUCAGUUUUCUGGCUGAAGGAUAAUUUGCCACUAAAGGAGAGUGAAAAGGUUCGCUUUAAGAAGACAGAAAAUAAGGUAACCCUUAUGAUCAAGAAUGUGGAAAAAGAGAACGGUGGUAAAUACACCCUUACACUUGACAACAACGUUUGUAGGAAAUCAUUCCACAUACAAGUCAUCACUCUAGGACCCCCAUCCAAACCCAUUGGACCAAUCCGUUUGGAUGAAGUCAGAGCAGAGAGUAUAACAAUAUCUUGGGAUGAACCAAAAGAUGAUGGCGGAGGAGAAAUCACUUGCUACAGUGUUGAAAAACGUGACACAUCUCAGCCAGACUGGAAGAUGGCAUGUUCAAGUGUGACAGACACUACAUUCAAAGUGCCUAAUUUAAUCAAAGGAACUCAGUAUCAGUUCAGAGUGUGUGCAGAGAACAGAUAUGGUGUGAGUGAGCCUCUGAUUUCACAAAAUGUCAUUGCCAAGCAUGAGUUCAGACCACCAGGCCCACCAAGCAAGCCAUUUGUGUACAAUGUCACAAGUGAUGGCAUGACUAUUCAGUGGGACAAACCUGUCUUUGAUGGUGGAUGUCCAGUGCUCGGGUACCACGUUGAAAAGAAGGAAACAAACAGCAUCAUGUGGCAGAAGGUCAAUGUUAUCCUAGUGACAGAGAAGGAAUUUAGAAUUAACUGCCUUAUUGAAGGUCUGCAGUACCAGUUCAGGGUCUAUGCUCAGAAUGAUGCUGGAUACAGUCGUACAAGUGAUGAGAGCAAACCAGUCCUGGCAGUUUCCCCUGUUGAUCCUCCCGGAACUCCUGACUACAUUGAUGUAACUAGUGACUCAGUAACACUUAAAUGGGAUGCACCCAAACGGGAUGGUGGAAGCAAAAUUGUUGCCUACAAUGUUGAGAAGCGCCAGGAUGAAGGUCGCUGGUUAAAGACCAACUUUUCAGACGUCACUGACACUCAGUUUACAGUAAGAGGUCUAGCCUGUGGCGAACGCUAUGAAUUCAGGGUCAUAGCAAGAAAUGCCAUCGGCACCAUAAGCCCACCUUCUCAGUCCUCUGGCAAUGUUCUCAUAAGAGACGAAAGCUUCACUCCAAAUAUUGAAUUUGGCCAGGAGUACUUUGAGGGGGUUGCCAUCAAAGCAGGAGAAAACAUAAGGCUUAAGGUUACAGUUACAGGAAGACCAACACCCAAGGUCAAAUGGUUCAGGGACGGCACUGAAUUAACUAAAAAGAUGGUAGACAUUACAACCAUUGCUGGAUCAAGCACACUGUUUAUUAGAGAUGCGGACCGUUCACACCGUGGUCUCUAUUCUGUGGAAGCCAAGAACCAGUGUGGAAUUAAAAAGGAGCAAAUGAAAGUUGAAGUAUUUGAUACACCUGGAGAGCCUGUUGGACCAAUUGUCUUCACAAACAUCACAGAGGGCAAAGUGACUCUUUCAUGGAAUCCACCAGAGAACGAUGGCUGCUCUGAGGUCACUCAUUACAUUAUUGAGAGGCGCGAAACCUCCAAGAUUUCCUGGACACUAGUGACAGAUUGCUGUGAAGAGUGCACAUUUAAUGCUACCAAACUGAUCAAGACCAAUGAGUACCAGUUCCGUGUUUCUGCAGUCAACAAGAUUGGUGUCAGUAGACCACUGGAAUCUGCUCCUGUUAUUGCCCAAUUGCAAUACACUGUUCCUGAUGCUCCUGGUACUCCUGAUUCAACCGCCGUUGAUGGAGAAAGCAUAACAAUCAGCUGGGCUCCACCAACAAAUGACGGUGGAAAUGAAAUAAAACAUUACAUCGUUGAAAGACGUGAGAAGAAGACCGGGCGCUGGGUAAAGGUCUUGACUAGAAAACCCAUCACUGAGGUUGCCCACAGAGUCACUCAUCUUACUGAGGACGUGGAAUAUGAAUUCCGCGUUUAUGCUGUUAAUGACGCCGGAGUUGGAUCUCCAAGUAAUAUUUCAAUACCUAUCAAGUGCGCAGAGCCAACUGAAGUACCAGAUGGUCCUUCAAUUAUAAAUGUCACUGAUACUACUAACACAUCAGUCAGUCUGGAAUGGACCAGGCCUGGCUAUGAUGGUGGUGUUGAGGUCCAUGGCUAUAUUAUUGAAAUGCGUAAGGGAGCUGAAGAAGAAUGGCAUAGAGUCAAUGAGGACCUUUGCACUGUCACAAAGUACACUGCCACUGGUUUGGAAGCAGGAGCCGAGUACAAGUUCCGCAUUGCUGCAGUUAACGCAGUUGGAAAAGGUGACGCUAAAGAGAUCCUUGAGCCUGUGCAAGCAGUGGAUAGGCUGACUGCACCAGACAUCGAAAUUGAUGCAAGCUUCCAACAGACGCACAUUGUAAAAAGUGGAGGCAGCGUUUGUAUCCGUGUCACUUUCAAAGGGAAACCAGCGCCUUCCACUUCGUGGAUAAAGGAGGAUGGAGAACUUGGCGUAAUGGCAGAUGUUACUACAACAGAGAAUAUAGCAUGUCUGACAAUAGUCAACUGUACACGCAAUGACAGUGGAAAAUACACCCUCACUCUUGAAAACAGUAGUGGUAACAAAUCAAUCACUUUUACAGUUAAAGUGUUGGACACACCUGGCACACCAGGUCCUCUUACAUUCAGGGAUGUUACAAGAGGAGCUCUUUCACUAAUGUGGGAGCCACCAGAGAACGAUGGUGGUGCACGUGUCCAUCACUACCUGUUAGAGAAGCGUGAGGCCAGUCGUCGUACGUGGACAGAGGCUGCACCCAAGUGUACUCAAUCUUUCAUAAGAAUUUCUGAGCUACUGGAAGGAGUACCCUACUUCUUUAGGGUUAUGGCUGAAAAUCAGUAUGGCCUUGGUGAGGCUUAUGAAAUGCCUGAUCCUAUUGUUGCCACAGCUGAACCUGCUCCACCAAAGAGACUGGACAUCAUUGAUACCACUGAUACAACAGUCACCCUUGCCUGGUUGAAACCUGAACAUGAUGGUGGCAGUCGUAUUAAAGAUUACCGUGUUGAGGCCAGGGUUAACAGCACAGAUAAAUGGGUUAUCGUGGGCACUACUAAAAACUUAAGUCUUGUAGCUGAAGGUUUACCUGAGGGAACAGAGUAUGAUUUCCGUGUUAAAGCCAGGAAUGAUGCAGGAUAUAGUUUGUCUCGAGUUGCUCUCUCUUCUGUAAUUGUUAAAGAGCCUCGAAUUGAGCCCACUGCAGAUCUCAGUGGCAUAACUGACCAGCUGAUCACUUGCAAGUCAGGUAGUUCAUUUGUAAUUGAUGUUCCAAUAAGUGGCAGACCUGCACCGAAGGUCAUCUGGAAGCUUGAGGAAAUGAGGCUAAAGGAAACUGACAGGGUCUCAAUCAAGACCAGCAAGAACAGGACCACUCUGACUGUUAAAGAAAGCAUGCGUGGUGACGGCGGAAAGUACUUCCUUACUCUCGAGAAUGUCACUGGGGCUAAGACUUUCACCAUCAACGUCAACGUCAUUGGCAGACCCAGUCCUCCAGAGGGCCCUGUUGAGGUGUCCUCAAUUACAUCAGAGUCCUGCAAACUGUCAUGGAACGAGCCUGAAGAUGAUGGCGGAACUGACAUCACAAACUAUAUUGUUGAAAAACGUGAAUCUGGCUCCACUGCCUGGCAACUUAUCAACUCCAGCGUGAAACGCAGAUCAUUCCAUGUUUCACAUCUAACGAAGUACAUGCAGUACACUUUCCGUGUCUCUGCUGAAAACAGAUUUGGUGUGAGCAAGCCGACUGAAUCUGAAACCAUUGUUGCAGAGCAUCCAUUUGUACCACCAGGUGCUCCGACCAAGCCAGAAGUGUUCACAGUUUCUGCUAACAGCAUGAGCAUUCGCUGGGAAGAACCUUACCACGAUGGUGGUAGUAAGGUCACAGGGUACUGGAUAGAAAAGAAAGAACGUAACACUAUUCUUUGGGUCAGAGAGAACACCAUCCCAUGUUUCGAGUGUUACUACAAGGUGGAAAGCCUAAUUGAAGGUCUUGAAUAUCAGUUCAGAGUGUAUGCUAUGAAUAGUGCUGGCCUCAGCAAAGCCAGUGAAGCCUCAAAGAGAGCUGUAGCUCAAAAUCCUGUGGAUCCCCCAGGCAAGCCAGAUGUGACUGGUGUGUCAGGAUCCACCGUUUCAAUAAAAUGGUCUGUGCCGCUGAAUGAUGGUGGAGCCCAAAUUGUAGGUUACAUAGUGGAGCGCAAGCCGUACAAUAUCUCUGGAGAUGGUAGAUGGCUGAAAUGUAAUUACACCAAUGUUACUGACACAAACUUCACCAUUACUGCGCUGGGAGAAGGAGAGGUGUACGAGUUCCGAGUCAUCGCCAGGAACGCUAAUGGAGUUCUCAGCACGCCAUCCGCCUCAACAGGAGAAGUGACUUGCAAAGCAGAAUACACUCCUCCCAAAGCAGAGUUGGACAGCAAACUUCUUAUGGACACAGUAACAGUUAGAGCAGGCUCAGAUCUUGUUCUCGAUGCUGCUGUUGGUGGCAAACCAGAUCCAAAGGUCUGCUGGGCCAAGGGAGAUAAAGAACUAGAACUCUGUGAAAAGUAUUCUUUGCAGUAUUCCAGCACCCGCGCUCUGGCAAUAAUCAAGUUUUGCGACAGAGAUGACAGUGGAAAGUAUGUUCUGACAGUGAAGAAUGCCAGUGGAACCAAAACAGCUGAGGUCAAAGUAAAGGUUCUUGAUACACCAGGCCCAUGCCAGGAGAUAAAAGUAAGCAAUGUAACAGAAGAAAAAUGCACAUUGUCCUGGAAGAAACCAUUAGAGGAUGGUGGUGAUCCCAUCACACAUUAUACUGUGGAAAGAAGGGACACCAACAGACUGAACUGGGUCAUCAUGGAGCAUGAAUGCAAGGCCCUUACAUAUGAAAUUAAAAGGCUUUUUAAGAAUAAUGAAUACAUAUUCCGUGUCAGAGGUGUGAACAAGUAUGGCCCAGGUGUGAUACUACAGUCUUCACCCAUCUUCGCCAGAAAUUCAUUCACUGUCCCAUCACCUCCGGGAGCACCAGAAAUUCUUGUUGUCAGAAAAGACUUUGCGACAAUCGAGUGGCUGAAACCUGAAAGUGAUGGUGGUAGUGAAGUCACAAAUUAUCUGAUUGAGAGAAAAGAGAGGAAAAGCGUCAGAUGGGUCAAGGUUAACAGAGAUUCUGUACUUCUGGACACAUCAUUCAAGGUUACUGGCCUACAAGAGGGCAACAUCUACCAGUUCCGUGUUACAGCCAUGAAUGCAGCUGGGGACAGUGAGCCUAGUGAAGUGUCUAUGUAUGCAGUCUGCAGAGUACCAACAGGGAAACCAGAUGCUCCUUCAAUUCCACGUGUAACAGACACUCACAAAGAAAGCAUCAGUCUGGCUUGGACAAGACCAGUAGAAGAUGGGGGUGCUGAUGUCCUUGGUUACGUUCUUGAAAUGCAAGAACUUGGUUCAGAGGAAUGGACCAGGACUCAUGAGAAGAACCUCAGACUUACAGAGUAUACUGUGACCGGUCUUACUGCUGGCAAAAAAUACUGUUUCAGAGUUGCUGCAGUCAAUGUAAAUGGAACAGGAGACUUCAGUGACUCAUGUACAGAAGUAGAGCCUGUUGAAAGAAUUGAAAUUCCUGAUCUUGAACUUCCUGAUGAUCUGACGAAGACUAUUUGCCUGAGAGCUGGUAGUUCCCUUCGUCUUCAUGUAACUUUCACUGGUAGGCCAGUUCCAGCUGUCACCUGGAGUAAGCCUGGUGUGGAUCUUGACAACCGUGGAUUCAUUGAACUGACUGAUACUGCCACAACACUAAUUAUUGACAAGGUGCGUCGCUACGAUGCUGGAAAAUACACCCUCGAAGCAUCCAACUCAGCUGGCAAGAAAGAUGCAACCAUUAUAGUCAAGAUCUAUGAUACUCCUGGUCCAACGGGCCCGAUUAAAAUCAAGGAGCUCACAAGAGAAUCUGCUUACAUUUCCUGGGAUGCUCCUGAGGUUGACGGUGGGGCACCUGUUAACAAUUACAUAAUUGAGAGGCGAGAGACAUCGAUGAGAGCCUACAAAACAGUGACUUCCAAAUGCAGCAAGACAUCAUACAAAAUAACAGGACUGGCAGAGGGACUGCUGUACUACUUUAGAGUCCUUCCAGAAAACAUCUAUGGUAUUGGUGAACCUCGUGAGACACCUGAUGCUAUAUUGGUGUGUGAGGUGCCUCUGCCUCCUGCAAAACUUGAUGUUGUGGAUGUCACAAAGUCUUCUGUGACUCUUGGAUGGGAGAAACCCGAGCAUGACGGAGGCAGCAGAAUCAUUGGCUACAUUGUUGAAGCCUGCAAGGCUGGUACAGAAAAAUGGAUGAAGGUGGCAACUUUGAAAUUAACCGACUUUGAAUUUACUCUUGAUAAACUUAAUGAAAACGAGCAGUACCUCUUCAGGGUACGUGCUCUCAACAGCAAGGGUGUUGGUGAGGCCAAAGAAAUUGUCACCCCUGUCACCGUACAAGAACUAAGAGUUAUGCCCAAGAUUGACUUGUCAAGCAUUCCACAAAAGAUGAUCAGCGUUUUGGCUGGCAAACCACUUGAACUUGAUUUCCCAAUCAUUGGAAGACCACGUCCAGUUUGCUCCUGGUACUUUAAUGAUAACAAAUUAAAGAUCGUUGAACGUGUGAAGAUUCAGUCUACUGCGAAAUUCUCUAAGUUAAUGGUUCUCAACACUUCAAUUAAUGAUACGGGAGAGUACACCCUAGAACUGAAGAAUAUUACAGGAACUACCACAGAGAAUAUCAAAGUCAUUAUUCUUGACAAACCUGAUCCACCUAAAGGACCGAUUCGUUUUGAUGAGAUCGAAGCGACAUCAGUUACAAUAAGCUGGGAUCCACCAGAAAGGGACGGAGGCGCUCCUGUCAGUAACUACGUCCUGGAGCAGCGUGAUGCCCAUCGUCCAGGAUGGAUCUCCGUUUCUGAAUCAGUCAGCAGACCAAUCUUUAAAUUCGAAAGACUGACAGAGAGAGACGAAUACGUCUUCCGUGUUUCAGCGGUGAAUCGUUAUGGUACUGGAGAGACCUUGCAGUCAGAAGUUGUGGAAUGCAGAAGCUCUAAAUCUAUUCCUGGACCACCAGGCCGUCCAAUUGUGUUCGAUGUGUCUCGUGAUGGCAUGACCGUUGCAUGGGAACCACCAGAUGAGGAUGGUGGUUUAGAAGUAUCUGGCUACAUUAUCGAACGCAAGGAGGUCAGAGCUGAUAGAUGGGUGCGUGCCAAUAAAAACCCUGUAACAAUGACAAGAUACAGAUCCACUGGUCUUAUUGAGGGCCUGGAAUACGAGCACAGAGUCACAGCAAUCAAUACUAGAGGUGUUGGUAAACCCAGUCUUCUCUCCAAACCUGCUGUGGCAGCUGAUCCAGUUGAUCCACCUGGCUUACCUCAGAACCCCAGAGUCAUAGGCACCACAAAGACAUCUGUGUCCUUGGCCUGGAAUCCACCUGAUGAGGAGGGUGGUUCAAAGGUUACUGGCUAUCUGAUUGAGAUGCAGAAGGCUGGUUCUGUAGCCUGGAACAAGUGCAAUACUACACCAACUAUGAUUUGUGAAUAUACGUUGACGAAAAUGCCUCAAGAGGAGGAAUUCAAGUUCAGAGUCAUGGCCUGUAAUGCUGGUGGGCCAGGCGAACCUGCUGAAAUGCCAGGAACAGUCACUGUGAAAGAGAUGCUUGAAUCGCCAAGUCAUGAACUUGAAGCAAAAUACAAAGACAUAUUUGUUGUUAGACAUGGAGCAGUCAUCAAACUUUCAGUUCCAAUCAAAGGCAAGCCAGCACCUGUUUGCAAAUGGACAAAGGAUGGACAAGAGAUCUCAGCUCGUGCAAUGAUUGCCUCCAGUGAGGACAUUACUGAGCUUGUUAUUAAGGAUGCUGAAAGAUCUGACUCCGGUGUAUAUGCUAUUUAUCUUGAAAACAAAUGUGGCAAAAAGAUGGUGCAGAUCAAGGUCAAGGUUAUUGGCCGUCCAUCUGCUCCCGAAGGUCCAAUUAUCUUUGAUGACGUUCAGGCCCAUUCUCUAAGAAUGAGCUGGAAACCACCACAGGAUGAUGGUGGCUCAGACAUCCUUGGCUAUAUUGUGGAGAGACGAGAGGCAACAAAGGCGGCCUGGUACACAGUGGACUCACGGGUGGUUGACACAUCCUUGGUGGUUAAAGGACUACAUGAAGGUUCUGAGUACCACUUUAAGGUGACAGCAGAGAAUAAUUUUGGCAUCAGCAGCUCCCUAAAAUCUGAACAACCUGUUAUACCCAAGACUCCAAUUUGUGUGCCAGAAGCUUCCAGCACACCGCCAGAGAUUAUGGACGUCACCAAGGACUCUGCUUCUUUGGCCUGGACCAAGCCUAAAGAUGAUGGUGGAUCAAAGAUCACUGGCUACUUCCUGGAAUACAAAGAGGUAUCUUCUGACAAGUGGGUUCGCCAUGAGACACUGGUUACUUCCAUCAUGUACACAAUCACUGCACUCACGACUGAUGCAGAAUAUCAGUUCCGCGUGAUCGCUGUAAAUGACAUCGGAGAGAGUCAGCCUGGACCUGCAUCAGAUUCUGUCUUAUGCAAGGAUCCAUUCGACAAACCAAGUCAACCGGGUGAAAUCGACACUGUGACUGUAACUAAAGACUACAUAACUAUUCGAUGGGAAGCUCCUCAGUGUGAUGGAGGAAAGCCAGUUGUUGGAUACUGGGUUGAGUACAGAAAAUCAGGGGAAAGCACAUGGAAGAAGUGCAACAGGGAAAUUUCAAAGGACAAACAGUUCACUCAGGGUAGUUUGCAAGAGGCCACUGAGUACGAAUUUAGAGUGUUUGCUGAGAAUGAAACUGGAAUCAGCAGACCUCGCAGGACUGCAACUGGAAUCAAAACCAAACUUGGCGUUGGAACUAAACCAGGCCUCAGAAAAGAGAUGGAUGAAGUUACUGCCAAGCUUGGGCAGACUGCCACCCUAAAAUGUCAGAUAAUUGGAAGACCUGUGCCAGAAAUUAAAUGGUACAAGGGUGGAAAGGAAAUAAAGGAAGGCCGAAAACAUGCUGCAACCUCCGAUGGCCGUAAUCACACACUGACCAUCUCAACAGACAUGCAGGAAGAUGAGGGCUUGUAUACAUGCAAGGCUGUGAACGAAGCCGGAGAAUGCGAGACAAGCGGUACCUUGGUUCUAGAAGCAGCACCUCUGUUCCCAGCACCGCUAAAAGACAAAAUCUUUGCAGGAUGUGGUACAACUGUGCGCAUUCAUGCUGUGUACAUAGGUCGCCCUGAACCCAAGAUCAUGUGGUUGCAUGGAGCAAGACCUGUAGAGCCCUCUGAGAACGUCAUGAUUGAGAAUACCGAGCAUUACACUCAUUUAAUUCUGAAGAAUGUCCAAAGAAGUGUGAAUGGUGGGAAGUACAGAAUCAGGAUUAACAACCACUUUGGUUCUGCGGAUGCCAUGACUCACCUUGAAAUUCUAGACAAACCUUCCAUGCCAGAAGGCCCUAUUGUUCUUGAUGCUCUAUUAAAGAAUUCAGUAAUUAUAAGCUGGAAGGCUUCAACAGAUGAUGGUGGAUCCAUGAUCACAAACUACAUCGUGGAGAAGCGUGAGGACAAAGAGGGCACAGAGUGGCAGCUCGUAUCCUCAUCCAUCACAGGCAUCUCCUGCCGUAUUCCAAAUCUUGUGGAAAAUGAAGGAUACUUCUUCCGCAUUUCAGCGCAAAACCGUUAUGGCAUCAGUGAACCACUCGAGACUCCAUCUGCUAUUCUUAUCAAGAGUCAGUUAGAUAAGCCAGGUGUACCAAUUAAACCGGUGGUAUCUGGAAUAACCAAGAACUCUUGUGUCGUUUCUUGGAAACCACCACUCAGCGAUGGAGGCUCCAAAAUCAAGAGCUACACUCUUGAAAAGCAGGAUAAAAAGACAGGAGAAUGGGUUGCUGUUACAAGCGACGAGAUUCACCAGACAGUCUAUUCAGUUAAGGGUCUUACAGUGGGCGUGGAAUACAUUUUCAGAGUGAAAUGUGAAAACCUUGGUGGAGAGAGUGAAUACAGUGAAGCAUCUGACCCUAUUAUUCCAAAAACUGAUGUUGCGGUUCAGGCUCCAGCCUUUAAAGAAGACCUUAGGAAUAUGAGUGUGAAAUACAUGAGCAAUGCAACUUUAGUUUGCAAGAUAACAGGACAGCCAAAACCUGUGAUUAAAUGGUUCAGGCGUGGCAAGGAAAUUCAGCCAGACGGAGUCAAAAUCAAGAUCCAAGAAUUUAAGGGAGGAUAUCAUCAACUAGUUAUUGCUAAUGCUGAUGAAGAGGACUCAACCGUUUAUCAGAUAAGAGCAACAAACCAGGGAGGAUCAAUAUCAGCUACGGUUUCACUGGAUGUUGAAAUACCUGCAAAGAUUCAUUUACCCAAGAACAUGCAACAUAAAGAAGCCAUCUGUGCUCUUCGUGGUGAGAUAGUUAACAUCAAGAUUCCAUUCAGUGGAAAACCAGAUCCAGUUAUAACAUGGCAGAAGGGACAAGACCUUAUUGAUAAUAAUGGUUAUUAUCAAGUCAUUGUCACAAGAUCGUUCACUGCUCUCGUGUUCCCCAACGGAGUUGACCGAAAAGACGCUGGUUUCUAUAUCGUCUGUGCAAAGAACAGAUUCGGUAUUGACCAGCAAACAGUAGAACUCGAAGUUGCAGAUGUGCCUGAUCCACCCCGUGGUGUAAAAGCCAGUGAUGUGUCUAGAGAUUCUGUAGCACUUGAUUGGGUGGCACCUGCUAACGAUGGUGGCAGCAGAGUCACAAACUACAUUAUUGAAAAGUGCGCCACUACAGCAGAAAGAUGGAUUCGUGUUGCCCAGUCACGUGACGCUCGCUACACUGUCACCGACCUGUUUGGAAAGACAAGCUACCAAUUCCGGGUAAUAGCUGAAAACAAAUUUGGCCAGAGUGCACCUUCUGAGCCAAGCGGACCCGUUGUGACAAAGGAAGAUAAAUCAAGAAUUCUUAACUAUGAUGAUGAAGUUGAUGAAAUCACAACCGUCUCUAUGGCUAAAGCGCCCCAUUCCGAGGUCAAGAAUGUACACAACAAAUACAUGAUCGCUGAAGAGCUUGGUCGUGGGCAGUUCGGCAUUGUUCAUCGCUGUGUUGAGAUGAGUUCUAAGAAGACAUUUAUGGCCAAAUUCGUUAAAGUGAAAGGUGCCGAUCAGACAAUAGUAAAGAAAGAAAUUGCAACUCUCAAUAUAGCACGUCACAGGAACUUCCUGUUCCUCCAUGAAUCGUUUGACAGUCCUGAAGAACUGGUCAUGAUCUAUGAAUUCAUCUCUGGACUUGACAUAUUUGAGCGUAUUAGUACAGCCAACUUUGAGCUCAAUGAACUUGAAAUUGUUAACUAUAUCAGACAGGUGUGUGCAGCUCUUGAGUUUUUGCACAGCAAGAGUUAUGGUCACCUUGAUAUCAGGCCUGAGAACAUUGUGUACACCACAAGAAGGGGAAGCAUUGUCAAGAUCAUUGAACUGGGACAAGCUAGACAUCUCACUCCUGGAGAACAAAUCAAGAUUCAGUUCACAACAGCUGAAUAUUCAGCACCUGAAAUCCAUCAGAACGAGAUGAUCAGCACUGUCACAGACAUGUGGUCUGUUGGUGUCCUAGUAUAUGUUCUUCUCAGUGGACUUAAUCCUUUUAUUGCUGAAACCAAUCAGCAAAUGAUUGACAACAUCUCCAAUGCUGAAUACAGUUUUGACGAUGAGUACUUCAAGGAGGUUAGUGUUGAGGCAUUAGACUUCAUAGAUCGCAUUCUCACUAAAGACCGUAAACAUCGUAUGACUGCUGCUGAAGCUUUGAAUCAUCCUUGGCUGACAAAGAGCACAGAGGAGCUUAGCACUAGGUUAAUUAAGACUACAAGACACAAGAGAUACUACCAAGCGAUGGUGAGGAAGGAAUGGAACACUGUUGUCUCUUCGGCUCGUGUUGCAAGUGGCGGCGCUAUCAGAAGUCAGAGAGGCGUAACAGUUGCCAAAGUAAAGAUUGCACCAUUUGAACAUGGUCCAGCAGCUGGACUAAUUAGGCAUAGUGUUGCUAAUGAAGGUGAUGAUGUAAAGUUUAUUUGCAACCUUGAUAAUUAUGAUAGCAGUACUGAAGUCACCUGGUACUGUGGAGUCAGACAACUAGAGGAAAGUGCUAAAUGUGAAAUCACAUAUGACGAGGGGCUUGCAUCAAUAACUAUAAAGGGUAUUACUAGAGCAGACGAUGGAACAUACAGAUGCAAAGUUGUCAAUGAGUAUGGUGAAGACAGCGCAUAUGCAGAGCUCUUCGUCAGAGGAGUCAGGGAAUAUCGCAGCUUCUACACUGCCCGCGUUGUUAAGAAACUUAAACGCAGAGUAGACACGGCCAGACUUUUGCAAAGACCCCCAGAAUUCACCCUUCCAUUGUGCAAUCGAACCGCUUACAUCGGUGAGGAUCUUCGUUUGAGUGUCACCAUCACAGUGCACCCUGAACCACGUGUCAUGUGGUUGAAAUCCGGACAGAAGAUCUGCCCAGGCGAUGAUGACAAGAAAUACACUUUUACUACUUACAAGGGUCUGUAUCAGUUAGUGAUUCACAAAAUGGACCCUGACGAUGAUGCUGAAUACACUGUCGUGGCACGCAACAGGUAUGGUGACGAUAGCUGCAAGGCACGCCUCACAGUGGUUCCUCGUCCUGCACCUGCAGAUAAUACCUUGAGACCCAUGUUCAAGCGUCUGCUGGCAAACUUGGAGUGUAGAGAGGGCCAGAGUGCACGAUUUGAGAUAAGAGUCUCAGGAACACCAACACUUAAAUGGGAGAAGGAUGGCACACCUUUGGCAUUUGGUCCACAAAUUGAAGUUGUUCACGAAGGUUUGGACUACUUUGUCUUACACAUCAGAGACACUCUUCCAGAGGAUUCUGGCACAUACAGGGUCACCGCAACCAAUAAAGCUGGAUCUGCCAGCUGCCAAGCUAUGCUUAGGGUUGAACGUGUAACACACGUCAAGAAAGACUUUGAGAGUGAGGAGGAGAAGAAGAAAAAACAAGCUCUUGACAAACAGCAGAUUGACAAGAAAGUACGAUUAACACAGAUACUUGCCGGAGCAGAUGUUACUCCGCUUACUCCAGUAGCACAACAGGCACUAAGAGAGGCUGCAACUAUGUUCAAGCCAGCUGUAUCCACCAAGAAAGUAAAGAGUGAAGCUGAAGAAGCAAAGGAAAAAGAAGAGAGGAAGAAGAGGGCAGAGGAGAAGAGGUUGAGGAUGCCAUAUAUUGUGCCUUCACCUCGUGUCCGUGCUCCUACUGCUCUUGAGGAAGACAAAGAGAUCAAGCACUUCAAACCAUUUUCAGACAUGAGGUGGUACAAGAAACUACGAGACCAGUAUGAGUUCCCUGAACCAAUGGACAAGAUUCCUCAGAAGAGACUUAAACGUAUCCGGCUGUCUAGAUGGGAACAAUUCUAUGAAGUGCCCCUGCCAAGAAUUAAAGACCAAUACAAACCAAAAUGGCAUAUCCCAUCAGUUUCACAAGAUGACUUGGAAACCGUAAGACCAGCAAGACACCGUACACCUUCCCCAGAAAUGGGCGACUAUUACAGAAUAAGAAGACGCUCACUUGGAGAUCUUUCAGAUGAAGAGCUGCUUCUUCCUGUAAGAGAAUAUCUGUCCCUGAAGGAAACAGAAGAGGAAAGACUUAAACUUGAGGAGGAACUUAGACUAGGCUACUCUGCUUCCCCACCAAGUCUAAGCCCUGUCCGUUUUGAACUCUCUGCCUUGCGACAACCUUCACCAAAAAGAAUUACAUAUGAUGAGGAGGAAGAAGAGGAGGAAGUUCGAACAUAUGACUCCUAUCGUAUUCCCUCAAAGUAUGAGGCUGGCCCAAGCUACAUUGAUCUGCGGCAAAGACAUGAUAGGGCAACGUAUAGACCUCCUAAGCAGAAGCAAAGGCUUUAUGAAGAAAAGGAAGAUCUAGAGCUGCUUAGACCAGCUACUACUACUACAAGAAUCACUUCCUACAAGAGUCAGCUGAAACAUAUUGAGUUUGAGGAGAAAACAAAAACCUCAAGGAAAAAGAAAACUAAAGUUUCUGUAUCUGCAGUGGCUGAGGGAGCUGUGGUUGACCUAACUGAUGUAUCAGUGACAUCAUUUUCACCCACUUAUAUUAAAUCAACACGUGCCAAGUCCGAGAAGACAACUGCAGUAAUUGAGGCUAAAGUAGCAAAAGAGGCAACAACAGAACUAACUCAAACUUCUCUCCUAAGCACUACCUCAAGUGAGAAAGUGACUUCUACACAAGAUCUGUCCGUAAAAAUUGAUUACAUGCAACGCUAUGAGUCAAUGAAGAAAGCUCUAAAAACUGAGAAAAAGUUUGAAACGGUGUCUCAGCAGCCAUUUAGUCUUGACCAUUCACCAAGGGUGACCGUGAGAAUGCGCUCUCACCGCGUGCCAGUAGGUCAAAAUACAAAAUUCACAUUGAAUGUCCAAUCUAAGCCAGAGGCACAGAUUCAGUGGUAUCACAACGGACAGCCCAUUCAAGAAAGCCUGAAGUAUCAUAUGUAUAACAUGAGUGGGGUUCUUUCUCUCCAAAUAAUUAACUGUCAGGAAGAGGACAGCGGCACUUAUCGUGUUGUCUGCACAAACACCAAGGGAGAAGCCUCGGACUAUGCCACUCUUGAUGUAUCUGGAGGUGGAUUUUCUGCAUAUGCUUCUGAGCGUAAAGAUGAAGAGCCUCCAACACCGUUUGUACCUGAGAUGACAAAAACAGAUGUUUAUCAUGUGUCAUCAGCAAAGGCAUCAUCUACUUCUGAAACACGCUCAGCGGCAGUAACUGAAAUAAAAGCAACUGAAGUAAAAAUGGAGACAACAACAAAAAGUGUUGUGCAUGAAGAGUUCCAUCAUGAAGAAUCCUCUGAGAUACUUCAAAGCGUGGAAGUGAAAAAAGUAAUAAAAGCAUCAGUAAAGACCGCUGCAGUGGAGCCAAAAAAGCCAACCCUUUCUGCUAAAAUCCUUACAAAGCCAUUGUCACUGACAGUUUCUGAGGGAGACUCAGCUAAAUUUACGUGUGAAGUGGAUGGAGAACCUGCACCCAGUGUAACGUGGUUAAGAGAGGGACAAGCCAUUGUAACAUCUCAUCGUCAUCUCAUAACAACAACAGAGUACAAGUCUACGUUUGAGAUCUCCCAAGUUGAAAUCUCAGAUGAAGGUAAUUACAAAGUGAUUGUGGAAAACUCUGAGGGCACCCAAGAAGCCGAGUUUACCUUGACUGUUCGCAAACCAACACCUGUGCAGAAGGUUAUUGCUUCUCCUCCAAGAGUGAAGUCCCCAGAGUCUCCUCGUAUAAAAUCACCCACGGGAAUCAAAUCCCCACCCAGAAUUAAGUCACCUGAGCCAAUAAGAUCACCACAGAGGGUUAAGUCUCCACUCACAGCAAAGUCACCAACUCCAAAAGAGAAAACCACCAAGCCUACCUUCUCAGCAGGACUGAGUGACAUCACGGCUGAAUCAGAAACAAUUAUUAAGCUGUCAGUGAAGAUCAUGGGUGAACCCAAACCAGAGCUGUCCUGGAUGAAAGAUGGAAAGAGUGUAUCCCAAGGUGGCAAAUAUGAAAUAUUCGAGGAACAUGGAUCUGCACAUCUUGAAAUCUAUGAUGCUGAUGUCUCUGAUAGUGGCAUUUAUAAAUGUACAGCAAAAAACAGUGUUGGAUCAGUCACUACGAGUUGCACAGUCACUAUUAAAGAAUCAACUAAAUAUGUUGCUUUGGACACAAAAACAAAGCUAACAGAACAGGCUGUGAAAAAGGAGAUUGUUCAUGAAGAAUUCCAGACCUUCACAGAACAUAAAGCAUCACAGGUCCAGAUGACAAUGACGGAGGGUCAGUCAGUCACACUGAAAGCGAAUAUCCCUGGGGCUUCUGAUGUGAAAUGGAUUUUAAACGGAGCAGAACUGAUGAAUUCUGAAGACCACAGAUACGGUAUUUCUGGCAGUUACCACACUUUGAACAUCAAGAGUGUCAGCUCCUAUGAUAGAGGAGUGAUCACGUGUGAGGCACAAACUGCACAGGGAUUGGUCAAGUGCCAGUUUAACACAAUGAUCAGUGAAAAAGUCUCAGAUGCACCAACCUUCCUAAUGCAGCCGCGCUCCCAGAAUGUGAACGAGGGACAGGAUGUAUCAUUCUCGUGUGAAGUAGUGGGUGAACCUACUCCUCAAAUUGAAUGGCUCAAGGACAAUUCAGUGUUAUCUGUGACCUCAAAUAUGAAACUAAGCCGCUCCAAGAACGUGUACAAAUUAGAGAUUCAGAACGCCACAGUUGAGAACAGCGGCAAAUACACAGUUAAGGCCAAGAAUCAGUUUGGACAAUGUUCUGCAACAGCAUCUCUUAAUGUUCUAUCUCUGGUUGAAGAACCUGCCAAAAUGGUAGUAUUGAAGAAAAGUUCCGAUGUUACAAGCAUGCAGGGCAGUUAUUCUGCCAUGCAAAUGGCUUCAAAGAUGCAAGAGUCAACGUUCAGCAGCUCCAGCAUGUCUCAGAUUAAAUUUCAAAGCAUGUCAGCAGCUAGCAUGUCCUCCAUGACAUCCGAAAGUAUGGUAGCCAUGGAUUCAAGCAGCAUGAUGGAAAUGUCUAGUCACUCACAUGUCUCUGGGUCUUCCCUGAGAUCCAUUGCUUAUGGGAUAAAAGGUGAUAAAAAAGGUACACCUCCUAAAAUUGAAGCUGCCCCUGAAGACAUCAGUAUUGAGUCGGGAAAGGUUCUGACAGUGGCCUGUGCCUUCACUGGAGACCCGGUGCCGAAUGUUGAGUGGUCCCAUUCAGGAAGAAUGCUAUCAAGAGAAGAGAGUCAAAGGUUCCAGAUCAAGAAUACUGAGGACACCACUACACUUACAAUUAGUGGCGUAAAAGAAAAUGACGCUGGGGCGUACACCCUCAAACUUUCGAACGAGCUUGGUUCUGAUACUGCGACUGUCAAUGUUAGCAUUCGAUCUAUGUAAAAAAAAAAUUUACACAUACGAAUAUUAAUCCAGCCCAAACCCCUUUUCCUUCUUUCAAUAUAUUUUUAUUUAUUGAAUAAGUAAGAAGAAUACUGUUCUAAAUAAAGACCUGGAUCUCUGUUCUUGUAAAUAUGAACUAUUUUUAUACCAAACUUGACAAUAAUUUAUGCCAAACUAGACUAAAGUCUAAAGUUGUUAUAAAAUGUGCCAUAUUGGAUAAUUAUGACUAAGAUUUUUUAAACCAUUUUUCUGUGACGUGUACAUAAUGUAUAUAGCCGAACUGAACGGUUAUGGAAUAUGUAUGAAUUGUUAUUUAUGACAAUAAUAACUGAAACAAAUGGAACGAAAUGUUGAACAGGAGAAAGUUCCUGAUGGAACGAAUACCCUGUUCAACCUGGAACUAAAUUAUGUGCCUCAACUCAAUGUUGAAGUCUUAAGAUUGCCUCAGCAGGUAGAGAGGCUCCCUGUUGAAGUUCUUCUAAAUCUAAAAGACAAAAGUUAUGCACUGUACAUCUGUGCAUGCAGAAUUUUAAAUCUCAUAAAUAUGAAUGUAUAACUUGACCAUAAGACCUUGAAUGCUGUUUGCAUCUUACCCUCAUGUAAGCAGGAUGACUAGGUCUUGUGUUCAGACUGACUUUGUCAUUCUACCAUUUUAAUGACAUGCUCAAAGUGCAAGCGGCCUGCACAUUGGGCUGAUGAUGAUGUUAUGUGCACACGUUCUGGCAAGUGACUGUUUGAAUUUGAUUUUAUGAUAGUAACAUCACCUGGCCAAAAAUGACAUCGGUUCAAAUACUCAUUUGCCGAACUUGUGCCACCUCUUGGAGGAUCGCUAGGUUAUAUUUUGUGUGUUUUUGUGUUAGUGUGUGUGUUAGCUUUAGAAUCUCACCUUGUCAGGGUAAUUAAAGAGAACUUUGCCACGGUAUCUUCAUCAACUGUGCAAAGAAAACAAUACUGCAAUACCCUGCUCUUAGAUUCAAUAGCAAUUAAUUUAUGUAGCAUUAUCUAUAUAUUCAACCUCCUUGAGUUUUAUGGAUUUCUGGUUUAAUAAAGCAUGAUUUCAGCACCAUGAAA
Molecule: messenger RNA, 83527 nt
Organism: Trichomycterus rosablanca
Lineage: Eukaryota; Metazoa; Chordata; Actinopteri; Siluriformes; Trichomycteridae
Gene: ttn.1
Product: titin, tandem duplicate 1
Exons: 212
Coding region: 224-82456 (27410 amino acids)
Biological process (GO): protein phosphorylation
Molecular function (GO): protein binding; protein kinase activity; ATP binding
Source: RefSeq, a predicted model, not a curated record